AUGUCAAGAAAUAACUUACUAAUACAAGUACAUGGUAAAAAUAUAAAGUCCUUACGAUUAUAUUGAACCUAAUUACAAAAAAAAAAAAAAACAAUCGGAAAUUACAGAAACUGUUAUUAUUGCGUAAAUUUUUCCGUUUUCUCUCAGUUACUAGGAAAACUACAAGGAAUAUAAAAACAUAAUCUCUUUGAUGUACCAAUCAGACAACUUUAUUCCAUAUAUCACCACUGAUGUUAUUCAUCAAUACAGAUAGGAAAAAAAAUACUUAUUGUCAUCAUAAUCAUUAUAGUAUAAUUGAUUGUUAUUACUCUAGGAUCUGAAUCUAAAAAAAAAAAAAUGCUCUAUAAAAUUCGAGAAUGUGAAAAGAGUAAAAUAAAGUUUUAAACUGAAUUUAUUGUUAUAUAGUUUAAAAAUUGAACUUGUAAAGCUAUAUAUUAUAAUACGAUAUUAAAUUAUCAAAUAUAUCAUGCGAUAAGCUAAAAAAAAAAAUACAAAGCAAUAAUAAAUGCAGUUUUAAAGGGGACUUGAUACCCGCAAAGCAAAUUUGCGUUCAGCAAGGACAAUUAUAUUGUGCUUUAUAUUAGAGUGAAUUGACGUAUUAUUUAACUUAAAGGGAAAAUAUCUAAUAUGUUUGUGAAACGGAUUUCCUAGAUAUUUUGAAAUAUUCAUGGGAAAAUAUGAUGUUAUAAUAAGAGAUGAUGUGUAUGGGAAAUUCAAAAAUGAUUAUAUCUCGUUUAAGCAAUUUAAAUAUUUCGAAAAUCCGUCGUACAAACACAUUUCAUAUUCUUCUUUUUAAAUUUGACUGUAGGUUAAUUCACUGUUAUAUUAAAACUAAAAGCAUAAAUUUGGUUCCGCAGAACGCAAGUUUGCUAUAUAAUUCGUUUGUAAAACCGAGACAACAAAUGCACAUCUGGCGUCCUCUUAAUUAUUUAUAGGUUUUACCAUCUCUAAUAUAUUUCUUGGUUACGCCACUGACUGAUACGUCAUCCGAAUCCACAUCCACAAACCUACUCUUAUAUUUAUUUAUUUGAAUAUAAUAUCAGACGUGAGCACAAUUUACAAUUCUGCUUUAAUAUCUUUCUUCUUCUCUUUAGCCUUUAUCCCAACACUAUUAGGGGUCGGCCACCUUCAAUCUAUAAACUCCCGUUUAAUCCGAUCUCCUAGGUCAUCCUCGUAUACACUGGCCGUCCUCAAUAGUAUCUAACCAUAUCUUUUUUGGUCUUUCUCUUUCUAUUUUCCCUCUGGUAAAUCAGAAUUGUCCGGAAAAUAAUCAGACGGGCUAUAAAAAUCUGUAAAUUUUCAGUAAUCAUAUGGACUGUAAUUUUCCGGGGGAAAAAAAUUAUUAGCAGCAUUUAUACGGACUGUGAAAUUCGGAAUAUGAAACUCUGUAACUGUCCGAACUGUAAUAGGCCGGAAAAUAAAUGUUUGACCACAAUAUUACGGACUAUAAUAAUCCGGAAUACAAAAAAUAUACACACAGUCAUGUCCCGAACAAGAACUUUCCGGAAUUUAACAAAAAAACUGAUAGAUAGCGAUGUUUUGCAUACACAGAACAAACAGAAUAAACAAAUUAAGAUUAAAAGAAGGUUCAUGGUUUUAUGACCGUUUUCAGAGAUGGAUAGACAUGCUCAGACCCAGUGUCACGAUUAUCAGUAUUAAUAGUGUUUUUGAAAUUCCGAAUUAUUCUUGUGCGUGGUAUUCCGGAUUAUUAUUGUCUGGGACUUUCUGGUUUUGGAAUUUAUGCUCUCCGGAUUUUUACAGUCCGGAAUAUUCUGGUCAAAGCAUUUAUUUUUCCGGCCGGUUAAUGUCCAGACAUUUAUAGUGUUUCAUAUUUCGGAUUUUUACAGUCAACCGUUUUUUUGCCCGUAAAUGUACAUUCCGAAAUUUCACAGUCCGUACGAUUAUGUUCUAGCAGAACUUUCCUUUUACGUCUAUUUUCAUUACAAUUAUUACUGCUUUUCACAUGUCUCUCAUCGUGGCAUGUCUAAAUCGUUUUAGUCCAUUUUCUUUCAUUUUUCCUUCUUCCUCUUCCCCUCUUUCUUCCUACGUUUAUUUUCAAUAGUCAUUCUUAUUGUUUCCACUACCGGAUUUUACCGGCUUUCGGUUUUACCGGUAGAGUUUUCCUGGGCUGGAGCCAAAAAACAAUCUAUUACAAAUAACUCAAUUUUACCUCUUUAUAAAAAAAAAAAAAAACACAAAUGAAAACGACUGUACAGAAUAAUCUAUUUACAAAUGUUUAAUACGUUAGGUGUCUGUUAUGAGUUUAUGAUAAACAAUUUACAUUAUAAUUUACAAUGUAUUUAUUUGUAUGUAAAAAUACAAUAUUUUUUAUAAUGUACACAAGGCUAAUUCCUUAGAUAUUGAAGCCUAAUAAUAAUGAUAAAACAAAUGUAUGACUAAUCGUAUACUUGAUAUUGUUUUUCUCUUAUUUUUAAAUCUCCAACACUACACUAAACUCAUAGGGUAAUUUAUGAGACUAUCGUUGCAUGUGGUAGCCGAAGACGCGAAGUUAUUAUAGACACAGAUAGUAUAAUAUACGACUAUAUUUCCGUAGAGCCGAAUUAAAAUAAAACGUUUUGUAAACAUAAAGUUUCGAAAUUAUUGCGAAUUUUCGAAACGUACUUGAAAUAUUACGAAUUUAUCGCGAGAAAAAAGACCGCUUUAUCCAGGGCACUUAAUCCGGCCUUGUCUCCGAUCCCUCGCGACGUUCCCGGAUCGGCUAGGUUUGUUAUCUCCGUUAUAUUAUACAGAGUUUAGAGUUUUAUACAUCAUCUAGAUGAAACAUUCAGCUCGGAAACGCGUUCCAGUGGGCGGAGUAUCGAGGACGGAAACGCGGGAGAUAAUAAACGGAGUGUUGCGAUUGGCCGUGCUUGGAGUGCAAAUUUGCUCUCUUUUUCUCUUGCUCGCACUUGGCUUUACAUCAGCCCGUCUCUGUCGAUCCGUCAGGACACCUCGUCCAGUCCUCGGGGCUAAACGUUCCGUCUAGACACACGAGCCUGCACGGGUUAUCGCUCGUUUCGUUUAUACAACCGAAGCCACGCCCGUGUGUUUUCAUAAUGCCUAUGCUACCUCUCGUGCGUCCUCGUCACUCGGCUCGUCCGGCCGCGCGUUCUUAUCGUCUCCGUUCGGUCCUCGCGCGCAUUAUCAUAGACACCUAUACACGGGAUCGUAUCGUACGCGUUGCAACGUUACGCGAGGACGUGCGGUACUGUUAUAUGUGUGCAUGAUACAAUACGGUAAUUUCCGCAUUAUCAUAAUAUCGCGAGCGAUACGAUAAAAUAUUAUACGGAGGGUACAACUCGGUAUUAUCGCAUACCUGUAUAACGUAUACGACGACGGGUACGAUACAAUAAUAAUAAUAAUAAUAUACGCGCGAUACAUGCCGAUCCGAAUGCCGAGCGAAAUUCACGAGCGUAUACAUUAACCAUUUAUGUUACGGACAUCGUACUAUUAUGAUAUAUAUUCCGCCUUUGUGUACGGGAUACGUAUAAUAUUCUGAACGCGGGUAUACGACGUGUACUGGGUGGGAGGGGGAGAAGGUUGUCUGCAUUCUACAGCAAACAUAAAUAAAUAAAUAAAACCUCAAGAAAAGAUAUCCCGUCGAAAAUCGCGUGCAUAACAUAUCGUACUAGACAUACGUAUGCAUUACAGGGUGUCUAUUGGGAAAUAUUGUUGGCGAAUCGUUGCUAUUAUAUAACAUGCAGGUAAGUGUAGUAUGAUAGAAAAGCUGUUCUAGGAUAAUAGGGACGGCCGUAGCCUCUGUUGUAGUUGGAAAGUUUGGAAUGUAGGAUGUAGACGGGAAUUUAAUGCAUCGAUUAGCUAUUGCUAACGAAAAACGACUCUGAGCCGAGUUCGAUUGAUACAAUGUUGCUUAGUCGACGAUGUACAUCUCAUAUUAUGGUAUAAUUCAUACGCAUUAAACAUUUUCUCUAACAAUAUUCGUUUAAUGUUUCUUUUCCGGUUCUUCCGGUUUUCCCGUGUUUUUUUCCCUAUUUAUUGAAAAAACUCCUGGAAAAGUUAAAAAAUGACCAAUGCGUUCAGACUACGGUGAACGUUUCAGAGUAUCCCAAAGAUAGAUGGCAUGGUCCCUUACAAUAAAGGGAUAUCCUACGGGGGAAAAAAAAUCUCAUUUGAUAAUCAAAAGCGGUUCUUUCGAGGCGAUGAAUUAUAAUUGCUAAGUAGUUGUUUACUAAAAGGUUAACUAAAAAAUUUAAAUACAAAAAUAAAUAAAACCAAAAAUGCGAGUAAUGCCUCGAAGAACGGUCACAUUUCGGCAAUUAUUUUUUUUUCUUGGAAAUUUAAAGGCACCGUUUUUCAAUCAUUUAACAUAAAAGUUAAAAAUUGGUCUUUUUAAAAAAAAAAAAAAUUAAUUUUAAGCUUUUCGUAUUAUUAUUUGACAUCAAAAUACAACAAAUCGGAUUCAACCAGUAGAUUAGUGGAAAAAUCGUAUUGUUUGACGAUUGUCGAACCUAACGUAACCAUUAAAAAUCGGAAAAACAUGGAAAACCCGACCGAGAAAACCAUGCAUUGUGCAGUAAAACCAAUGUACAACCGAUAGUAUAGGAAACGGAUUUAUAAUAUGUAAAUGGAUAUUUUUAUUAGAAUGCAGGGACGCUUGAUGAGAAAUGUUCACGAUUUAAAUCGUUUUCUUAAUAGACGGAAGCCAAUUUUAUUUUACACAUUUUACGUACAUACUCCACUGUGAUAUAUUAAAACGUUUCCGGCGUUCCGUUAACCAUACGUUUUUAAACCGCGCCGCAGUGUACGAAAACAGUCGGUCGUCGAUGUGUUUCUAAUUUAUCGGUUAGGUUUUUCGUCUCCAGUCGUUACCUGCCUGCCCAUUGCAGUAUUUGAUAACAUUAAUUAUCGAGGCGAGUCGGUAGCGUCGAUCCGUCUUCUUUAGCGUUACACUAAGCGAUCGGCCGCAAUCGCGCGUACGCGAAUUUAAUGAGAAAAUACCACCUGCUGUAAUACAUUUGCAUAACCGCGACAUUGACACGCGUGCGGAAAUGUCGGAAAACCAACGUUUUGUUUUCCCCGCGCGUUUCCGGGGUUUUUCGCACAGGUUUUGCGAAUCAUACGCGUCCGUUCGUUUUCGCGCGCUGGGCUCGUAACACGCGGUGGACACGUGACGGCACUGCGCGCACGGAAAUUCGGACGACCCUGUAUAUUAUAUUGUAUUACAUAUCAUACGGGCGCUCGAUUCAAGGCCUGAAGGUGUUAUUCGUAAUAUUAUAUAAAUAUACCGCUAAACGCAUUUUGUUAAAUUAUAUUCCCGAGCCGUUUUCGUCAGACCGCGCGGUCCGCGAGGAUUGUAUAGGUAGUGCACUUUAUAUUAUUAUUGUUAUUAUUGUAAUACGUUUUUCUACCGGGGCGACGAUCGCAGAGUCAUUAGCCCGGAGUCCGGAACCUAACCGUAAAACGUCGUGUAUCCGGUAAGCGUUUUCGAUUCGUUUCCCGGCCCGGGCGAACGCCGUUCGCGCCUAAAUAAUAACACGCGCAAUUUAUCACUCGCGGGACGCUGCGCUGUGGCGCGCAUAUUGUUGCGGGGAGACGCCGCGCCGAGACGACAAAGUGCGCGGAUCAUUGGCGUGUUUCCAUUAGAUCUCGGCGGGCGCGGAACCCCAUCCGUCGGGGGCCCGGUAAUAAUGCCGUAACUAGAGGUCGGAUUCAUAAUCUCUUCAAAUCCGCGAAAAUAUGAUGUUUUUACGUCGUUUAAAAUAGACAAUGCAUUCUAUUAGCGUUCUUUUAAAAUACCGGACAAAUGAUGUUUUAUUUCGUUAAAAGGGCAAAAUAUUCCAUUUAUAUUCGGAAAAAAUGAAAACAAAUUCAUUUAAGUUUUCAGCUUGAGUUGAAUUGUAGUAUUAAUUCGGUUACGUUUAACAUAUUACAUUUUAAAUUUAUUUUGUUUUUAUUUAUUUUACAAUCGUAACGGCUAACGUUAUUUUGUUAUUUCUGACGCGCUAUCGCCAUCGAUGAGAAAUAUCCAUUCAUUAGUGAAUCCAUUCAUUCGUUAGUAUCCAUUCAUAGUGAUUCAUUUUUAUUAGAAACCCAGAAGAAUAAAAUCAUGACCGUCUUGUAAAACUAAUUGUAUUUGUUGAGCAAUAUUAUCAAAACGACGAUAUACAUACAAAUAGUAGGAUCAAAAAUAAAAAUAUUUAUAACGUAUCAUCAAAAUCUCAAAUAUUCCCUAACGUAUUGAAUAUUCUUUAAACCCUAUGGUUCAUGAAUCGCGAAGAUAUCUCUUCCCCCCCCCCCAUUAAACUGCUUACACUAGAAGCAAUUAUGUAAAAUCAUAAAAAUCCGACCUCUAAUCAUAACAUUAUUCAGGCGAUUCGUCUCCGUUUUCCUUAUCGCACGAUCCGCGGCGGUGUUAAAUGAUGAUAACAGCACCACGACCGCCGAACAUCGUACGCGCAACGGACAAUAUAAUACGAGUGUUAUCUGUCCAUAAGCGCACAUAGAGGGUUGUUAGGGGACGCUUAGAUCCCCCAGGCUUCAAAUUAGCACCCACCAAUCUCCCAGAGUAAUUUGUUUCACUAUAUUUCACCAGGCAUCCGUAAAUUAUUGCGGUGUAUUCGUUCGGAUAAAAUAUUAAUUUGUUUCUAUUAUAAAUAGUUCACGAAUUCACGAAAUUAUAUUGCAAACAUUUACAAUAUAAAAUUAAGUUAAAUCUUGUGCAAUAUUAAUUAGUAAUUAUAGAUUAUAAUUUCUUUUUAAAACAUAACGAAUUAUGUGAACGAUCUAUUCUCGUGUAGACUACACAGUUUAAUCGAUUAAUUUGAAUAAACAAAAAUGCGAUUAUGAUAUAAACAUUUAUACAAUUUUAACUUUAUAAUUAUUAAUUAUUAAUUUGUCCAUAAUGUAGAUAAAUUGUACUACCUACUUGUAUAUUAUACAAGUAUAAUUAAUUCAAGUUUUGAUUUAUUAUAUUUAUAUACAAAUUGUAAAUUAUUGUCGUAUAGUCUAUUGUUAUAUUAGAGAAAUGGGGGUUAAAAUUUCCCCCCCCCCACGGAUAUGUGUAUCAUAAAUUAUUCUAGCAACUCCUAAUUUCGAACCCAAUAUGCGUCUAUGGAUCUACCGCGACGAUCGAACAAAUACGAACAACGAUUGAUGACAUAUCGCGACGCGAACGACGAUUAUUUCGAUUUUUUUUUUUUUACUAUUAUCUGUUCGUUAUUAUAACUAUGUUCCCUUGAAAAUUCACAAAUAAACGUAAAAUAGCGGCAAAAAAAAAUAUUUAAAAUAUCAAACACGAAUACACGGGUUUAAAAGCUCUGUUAUAACUUAUUCGGCUAAAUUUUCCAACACUACAAAAAUGACUAACCCAAAACGAUUUUUUUCAAAUAAAACUAUAAUAAGUGCAAUAUUCCGACAGCAAUUUCCCCUUUUUGUUCAUCGUUUUUGCAGUGUUAAAACCCUCUAUCAUUUUUGCUCUUUAUAAAUGUAUCCAUUAACUGUUCUCAUUCCAAAGUGACUGUUGUGGAAUACGAUAGGCCAAGACUGUUGAAAAAACCGUUCGGUAUGACCAACUAAUAUUUUAUUACAUAUUUUCAACAAAACAAAUAAAUAUAAUUUUUUUUUUUUUUUCCUAUAGUGUGACUUAGGCAUGUUUAUGACGAUACCUAACCCGCUGUACAAUUACUGAGGGCGCGAGUGCGCUCCGUAACAACGCCACUGGUGUAGGGUAUUGCCACCGUCGCCGGCACCGACGGUUGACAAGAGAGACCCGAGACGCCCGUGAUCGCGUUACAGAUUUGUGUGCCUGCUAUAAUGUUAUAAUGAUAAACCGUAUUAUAGGUACCGCACGGUUGUCGUCGCGGGACGGACGACGUAUGAAAGGUACUCCCGGGACCGUGGACGUCCGUCAACGGCGGCGUGUGGGGUGGAGGGUACUAUUUUUACGCCCGCGGGCAGAGAAACAACGUUCGUUGUUUUCGUAUAUUUAUUGCGAUCUUUCCGUACCGUUUCCCGUCCGCAGCUGGCCGCGGUUUUAUCGCCGUCGUCCGCGGUCCUGAAGCCGGGUGACGAUCGAGGGAUAAAAAAUAAAUAAAAAAAAAAAAAAAAAAAAAAGAAGCCAGGACCGUCAAUCGCUCGCGCUUCAUUAGGCCCUCGGCGGCGCAGUGCACCGGGCCGUCGUGCGCCGCAAAUGCUUUCCACUCCGUCACCCCGCGCCCCGUCCCGUCCCGCCGACGCACGACGGGUUUAGACCUUUGCGACGGCCGCGGUAGCGGCCGAAGGGACGACGGUGGCGGCGGCGGCGGCGGCGGCGGCGGCAGCGGCGGUGAUCGGGCGGAGACUACGGCGAACCGCCGGGAGGGGGAGGGGGGUGGCAGCCGGUGCAGUGCGCUUGCGUUGGUGGUCCACCGGGCCCAGUCUCCGGGGCUGCCCGCGCCCGGUCGAUACACUCCCGGUCGGUAGGUUGCCGUGUGCGGAGGUGCACCACCACGAGCCGUUCAACAGCUCGCGCGCGCCACAUCUCCACACGACCGACAGACAGCGACAGACGCGGCCGCCGCGGGCAAUGCGGCCAACGUUUGAAUCGUUGUAGCGCCACCGACGACGACGACGACGACGACGACGACGCCGCCGAGGGAGCCGUCUACCUGCAUCGGACACCGGUGAGUAUACACCACACCCCUACACCCUGUAUAAUAUUAUGGGGACGCGCGCGCGUGACGGUAUCGCGUAAAUUAUUAAUUUUCCGAAAAUCCGAAAUCCACGCAAACCUUCAGGUACAGUUUGUCCGUACUGUCUGAACGGUGUAGUAAUACGCGUUUCUAAUGAAAAUUCCCGCAAGUCGCGACGCCGUACCUACGAUUACGCGGAAUAUUCGCCCCCUACCCCCAAAUUCGAAAAUAUAAUAUUUUUGAGACAACGUCCGUUUUUAAAUAUUAUCGUUCUUUGUUCGUGUACAUAAUCGAAAUGCGUAUUACAAUAGGACACGUUUUAUACUAUCCGAUUAAAUCGUAUGCGUCUUGCGUAUUAUAAUACGCAUGCUUUACGUUUUCGAGUACGCGUUUUGUGUUAUUUGUUCGAAAUUACUCGAAAAACAAAAUACAAAAUGAUACUUUAAAAUUAAAUCCUACGGCGAACCGUCCCGUGCGUGUAUGUAUGUAUAAAGCAUUACGUAUCGCGUAUGGGAUAUGCCCGUCGUUCUAUACGUAGUCCGCCAAAUUUCCGGUCCGACCCCUGUAACGCAAAGCAAAAUCAAUAUUGCAAUGUAAUCGAAUGUAAUAAAAUACUUGAAAAAAAAAAAAAACAAAACAAAACAAAUAUGAGUGCCGAGUAAAUAUAUACAGCAUCGUAUAUUAUACACGCUAGUGUACAGUUUGAUAUUACGCAUAGGAUUUACAACGUGGCGAGGGUUAAACUCGCUCGCGUCAUAUCAAACGUUGUUGUAUUCAACCCUUUCACUGCUGCUACAACCGUCGAUUUCCAAAAUCGUGACCCCAUUUUCGAGGGUUGAACGUACAACGGUAUACACGAAAUUUGGCACCAUUGGUUUUUCUUAUUAGACGUUGCCAGCGCGCGUUGGUUUUUUCGAUUCUGAGCGCCGCGAUGAAUAAUGCAGAUAUAUUAUAUUGGUUAUACUACGAUGUUUGUAUUAUUUUCGUCUGUCCGUAAACAACGUUUCUACCAGAAAUCUUGCCCCGUUUGUAACGAGAGCCUUUAUUCGUUGGAUGUCGUGUCCAGUUGGAGCAUUAAAGAGUUAGUAUUUUUACAUUCCCUAAGGGUUUUCAUAAUGGUUGUGAAAAACCGGAAUAAAACGUAGAAAAAACGUAAGAAAGUUAACGGCUUUGGUUUCGUAUUUUUCGACUUUUCGUUUUUUCGUUUUAAGUAUGUUGAAAAUUAUCGUAUAGAGCUGAAAUGUCCACAAAAUACUUAUAGCGGUCUUUUAUAGACGCGGUAAAAUUGGCAAAACUCGUAUAACUAAACCUCGCUCAGAAUCGCAUUUCUUUGGCAACAGUAGAUCAUUUUCUACGGAUGUAAAUAAAAUAAUUUCAUGUAUUAUUUCCCGACAUUUUAGCUACAACAGUGGCACGUCCCACCAGCAUUAUCAACUCUUUUUAUUUUAUUGUUUCGAACGUAACAGUACGUCUGGAACAGCGAAAGGGUAUGUACUAUAAUAUCACCAUUGUGACGUAUUCGUCUCGUCGGAACGUAGUUUUAAAUAUUCCGGACGGUAAUUACGGUAAUUACAAAAUAUUGAAUACUUUAAUAUUAUCGGUUUCGGUGAUUCGCAGAUUGUUAACAUUUAUGUUUCUCAGGUUUCGGCGAUUCGCAGGUUGUUAACAUUUAUGUUUUACAGGUUUCAUACUACAAUAGCUAAUAGCACGCAGUACAUAUAUGGGCGCCUGCAUUUUUUAAAAAUUACCAACGGUUUGUGUAUAACGGGUACAAUUAUAUUAUAGAUUAUAUUAUUAAUAUGAUUUUAUUUAAAAGCGUUUACAAUUAUUGUCGUUUGCCCCGGAGUUAUCGUCUUGCACAACUCGCCGCAAGCAUUAUAAUAAUAUGUUAUAUCACAUUUUAAAUAAUAUCGGAAAUGUGUCCGUUUAUUGUGCAUACAAAAAUUAUUAUCGUAUAAUUAUGUACUAUCGUUGUUCCGUCAUUUUAGUGCACUAAUAAAUUGUAAAAAUUCAAAAGUACAAAAACAAAAUUUAUUACGUUAAUGUCGACUGUCUUCGUGCACUAUACCCGGUCCUUGCAAUGAUUAAAUUUAAAGGCCCUUUCGCCUUUGUCGUAAACUCUAAAAAUAUAAUUAAUUUCUACGCCGGCCGCGAUGUUAUUAAUAAAUACGCGCCACGCGCAUCAAUUGAACGCGUCUAUUAAACUUUUUCGUAUGUUUUGAGCCAUUCGCACCUGACGUAUUAUACGUCGGUUCGCUACUCGGUUUUACGGGGGUGCGAUAUCGUGAAAUUGUUAAAUGGGGAAGUUUUGGGCAGCGGUAAUUUUUCCGUCUUCGUCUAACGCACGUACAACACGGGAAGUUUUAGACGCGUUUUAAAUUAAUUCCAAACGAUCCAACGAAGCGAUACGAUUUCCGGAAACAGAUUUGAGUUUGUCAUCGAGUGUACACUCGAGAUCGACUUCUCCCGCUUUUUGAUUUGAAUUUCUCCGAAAAAUUGAAAUAUCCCAUAUUUUUUUCAAUCACUUUUCUUUUUUUUUUUAGUGUGAACUUUCUUAAAAAGUGAUAAAUUAUGCAAUUUGGAUCUCAAGUAGAUUUGACGGCAAAUUCAAAUCUGUUUUCAGCAUUGCGUAUAUCCCUUCGCUGCGUGUUAGACAAAGACGGAAAUUUAUCACUUCCGAUCCUUUUUAACGUUUUAUAAUUAUAUUUCCACCGGGAUCCCAAUACGUGUACGCAAAUCUAUAUAGUAUAAUAUGUACCGACGAUUUACCGCAAUAUCUGUGAUAACGUUAUUAUCCAUUUGACAGCACAUCGAACAAUAUAGUAUCAGAUACUUGCACAGAUUACAUAUAUAAUAUAAUAUAAUAAACUAGAAUGCCAACUGGUGAUAAGUAGUGAAGUCUCAAUCCGUCAUUUAAUUCGAGGCUCGUAGACCUUAUCAUCCACUUUUAUAAUAUUGUGAUAACUUAUAUCCAAAACCUGGAAAUGACAUAGCAUAUGAAAUCGACAAAAAGCAUCAAACUAUACCCGAUCAAAAGCACAAGCUUACGAUGAGAAAACCCCAAACGGAAAAUAUGAAAUUAUUUUAAAUCGUUUUCACACCGGAAGACUGUCCCACGGUUAUCUUAUAUCCAGAGAAGAACCUCCAUUAAACACGCCAUAGUCACCGAUUGUCUUCAGUUUCAAACCGACCGAAUCAACUUCAUCAUAAUAUCUGAAAAUCUUGAACCCUCUCGUAGACCCAAUCCGAGGCUCGACGAAGAGCAUCAACAACUUUAUCGAAAUUACCAAUUUGUACGGUUAAAUUUAAUAAUCGUUUUGAUAUCGUCUCUCGUGUUAUAUUCUGUUAUUCCGUUUAGAAUUACCGUAAAUGAUUUUAUGAUCAUUAUAUCAUGAACCAAUGGCCGCGCAGUCGACGUUUGAAAAAAAAAAAAAAAGCAUACGGUAAGACCGUACGGGCUUCGAAUUAAAUGGCUGCCGUCCCAAUUCAAUUGGACAAUAUUUAUAGCAGUUAGUUACCUAGUAUAUUAUUAUCUGUGUCUGUGGAUACCUAUAAAACGCAGUAGGUGAACAUGCGACAGUGCAGUGGUCGAAAACAUUCUAAAAUGUAUUGCACGUCGUGGCAAUUUGCAGGACACGUUUUAUUGUUACGCGGGGGAGACACGAGUUGACACUAUCUCCUUCGAUAUCGGUAUUUUUAUAAUGUGUCGCUUAUAUACCGAUUUAUUUUGUGAACGACGAAUUUCCAUAAAUCUAUUAUAAUAUUAUACAAUGCAAUUUUCCAAAAGCGUUUAUUUGUUUGUUUUUUUAUACUUAUAACACAUCAUCGUGAUACGCGUACAUACAAAAAUCAUUAAAUUCAAUACAAAAAAAUUUAUUUUAACCAUACAAAUUUGAUUCGUGCAAGUCAUCCCGUUGGAUGGCUACAAUUUUCGCAAUAUAAUUCACGAUAAAAUCAUAACGGUUUAAAAACAUGUAUAAUGAUUAAAUUUCAUUUAUUUUUCACAGUAUGAAAAUGAGAUUGACGGGGUUUUUUUCCUGAGUGUAUUGUUUUCAAUGCAAUUUAAUUUAUUAAUUCAUUUUUAAUUUAAUAAUAACAAUAUAUACUAUGCCUAACCAUAGUUUAAAACACAACGAGAGUUUGUUUUAAUAUUAUUGGUUGACUUAUAUACUGACGCUCCUAUUUCAGUCGGUAAAAAUUAAAAUAAAAAAAACGAAUUAUCAAUUUGUUAGUUAAUUAGAUUAAUUGAAAUAAUUCUUUUGAUAGGAAAAGGGUGGUUUUUUUUUUUAAUUUACUUAAAUGCAUACAAAUGCCUUUGGAGAGGUCACCAACAAAUUAUACGCUACACACGCCUAUCCGACUAAUGUAUAAAUUAGUGUCCGUUUGUAUAAUUUAAUUUCGAUCGUAUUAUAUUAUCAGUGUAUAAAUAGGUGAUACGGUAAAUCUUUUCAAACGUUUCAUUGAUCCAGAAACACGCAGGAGCUGAAACCCGAGUAGUAGUAAAAAGGUCUCAGAUUUAAGGACAUCAUAUCAAAAUCAAGUAUGACGUUAAAACAACCGAAACUAUACAUAAUAUACUGACAUAUUAAUGUAUAAUGGUUACAGAGUACCGAUUUCAGGAAUAGUGGCGACGUAUACUGUUUAGCGUAAUCGUGGUAUAUGAUCUUAUGGAAAAUCUAUAUUCAAAUCGCUCUUUUGAUACGUGACGAAAAUGUGUUACCGCACAAGUUUUACCGCAUAGUAUUUUCUGCGCAUCACUCGAAUAAAGUGAAACACGAUACAAUAAUAUUAGUAAAUUACAGUCAACUUGUGGAGAUACUUAAAAAUAUUUUAUAUGCGUGAAAACUUUGAAAAAUAUAAACCAAAAACUACUAUUAGAUUCUGAUGAGGAAUGUAUUGGUUUUACAAUAGAUAAUGUUUAUUUUUUAUUUUUCUGUGAACAACUUUUCUACCGGAAAUUUUAAUCUGAUUUUCAAGUGUAGCACUUUUUCUGAAAGAAAAUUUAACUGGAAUGGUACUUUAAGCAGGUUAUUUUUAGAUUUUAUCAAGGGUUUUCAUAAUAAAUAAGAAAAACCCGGAAAAAACGUAGAAAAAAUAGGAAAAUGUAUGAAAUGCAUGAUUUUCAAAUCGUAAAUACUACGACCUUUCAAAACAUGUAUAACCAAACUCUGUUCAAAACCGUUUUUCGUUAGCUGCGAUUAAUCGUCGCUUGCAGAUAUAUACGUAAAAAAUUUCUCCCUUUAUCUUUCCAAUUACUCACCCACAACAGUGACCCACCCAUCGCGUGAAGUAUGUCCAUAUCUUUAUCAUUUUAUUUUUUUUUAACCAAAGCAUAGCAUAUAAAAUUAACUGGACUGCAAUAUUUCUGCAGUUGGUAUUAUUAUUAAUUUGUCUCCGACAUAACAACUCAAAGUUAUUGACGUUAAAACUUUUACCGAACCGACCGCGACGUUUUAACUUUGAUUUCUCAUUGAUGUACUACUGCGGGUUUAUAAAGUGACCACGGUAGCAGAGAAAACUUAUAAUUGGACGACGACUGUAUAAUAUUAUAUAAAUAUAAUACGUGCAUUCUCGGAAAGGUAUUUUAUUUAUGACGUCAUCUUUUCAAAAAUGUCGGUUUCCCAAUUAUAAUUUUAAUCGUCAGUCGUGUAUGAAAUCUAUGCCAUAAGGUUUGGGCCGGGCAUUAAUGAGUUAAACAGUUAAACAGCAGUUAAGUUGAAUUUAACUUUUAACUUAAUAAUUAACUAAUUGAUUUUGGAUCACACCACUUUAAUAUAAUUUCAAUUUUUUUUUAUUUUAAUACAAUUUUCCAUUUACAAUGAAUGGGUUUAUACCAUUGUAUAAAUAAUAAUAAUUGUUUCCUUUACGUCAUUAUCAAGCGUACCUAUAGGUUUAUAAGUUUAAAAAUAAGUACAAUUUGAUAUCCCCAAAGUGAACCCCCAGUAUUGUGUUUAACAUUAAUCAUCCUUAUUUUCAAACUCAAUGUUUAGGAAUUUUACAAAAAGCCAAAACAAUUAAUUACGUUAGUAAGUUAAUUAAGUUUUCGAAUCAACUUCUGAUUUUAACUAAGCUAAUUAGAUAAUAGAACAAUGAGGUCGGGAGGAUAUAUUCACAAUGUUAAUAUUGAGGCCUUUAUGCCUCCGAUAUGCGCCUUUUGGGAGUUCCAACCACCGCCCCCACAAUUGUUUUUGAUACAGUCACAGUGAAGUGUACGAGUACAUACUGUCACAUGAGGAUAUACUCAUUUUAUAUUCAAUAUUAUUUAUAAAAUGGGUAUAACUUCGUGAUACACCCUGUAUAGUGUUGUAUUAUUACAAUAGGUAUUCGGUUAUUUAUUGAUGUUUUAUUUUUUUUUUUUUUUUUUAGUACCUAUAAAAUAAGUAAGGGAAAUCCGAUUCAAUAGCGAUGGAGCUCUGCUGUUCGUUAAAGGGUGGUUUUUUUCACCCUCACGCAGCUGUACAGUCUUAAUCGCGUGCACGAUACGUUGUAAAAUUUAAUAUUGUAGAAUUAUUUCGUUUUAAUAUUGUAUACUUAUAUACACAAUAUACACACAGCACCGUUCGAUGAAAACGAAUAAAAUUAAAAGUCAUAUUUAGUUUGCUCAUCGGCCGGCACGCGAGCGAGCGAGCGCGCUCUCGGUAAGGGAUUAAUUCGUUUAUAUUUUUGUGUUCGCAACUGGAAUUUUAUUUCACCGGUCUCCUCUAAUCCCGUAAUAAAUUUUCGCUCGCUAUACAGACCCAGAAAAACACAGAGCGCAGUGGUACUAAUGGACGGAUAAUCAUUAGUUAAAAAAAAAACCCGUUUAAUCGUUAUACUCCAUGUUGUGGGAUAAAUUGAAUUUAAAUGCGUUUAAAUUCCAAUGGGUCUCCACACUACCGCACGCAGCGCUGUGAUUAGAUAUACCUAUAUAAACGCGCGAAAUCCGUUUUACUAUUAUUUUAGGCUGCAGUACCUACGCUAUUAUCAAAUAGACGCUAAAACACUCUUGUUGUCGAUGAUAAUAAUGCGUCUUGUAUAGUAUCGAUAAUUCUGGCGUUUGGCCCAGUCAAUUCGGAAAUUUCACGGAAAAUAUGCAAAUACCCUGCAAAAUGUAAUUUUCAGCAUUCGUGUUAAGCGAUAAAUGACUAGGCGAUAUUAAACGGGUAUGCCUACCUGUACUUGUAUUGUAAUUAUUUAUGGUAGGCCGUUAACUUUAACUGUAAAAGUUUUUCACUGGUGUACCAAUGAAUUUGCCAUUUUAAUUAAAAAUACCCAUUAUGUAUAAUCGAACUUAUAUUAUUAAUCUUACAAAUCGUAUUAAUCGAUUGCAAAUAAUCGUUUGAUGUAUAAGUACGAGUAGAAUAAUACGUGCAAUUCAAACGCUGGUGCACACGAAUUCGGUUCUUGUAUGUGAACAAAAAAGUAGACUGACAUAAUACUUCGCGCGAUGGGUGGGCCACUGUUGUAGUUGAGUAAUUGGGAAAAUAGAGGAGAAAUUUAAUGUAUAUUUGUACGCAAUGAUUAACCACUACUAACGAAAAACGAUUCUGAGCGGAGUUCGGUUAAUAGUGUUGCUUUCAAACUUUUAUACUAAAAUUUUUAUAAAACAAAAUUCUUCAUUACACUCAAUUUUUUUAAUUUACUAAAAACUACGACUUAUAAUAAACCGGGUAAAUUUCUCUUGUGUGGACUCCAAAAGGCCGGGUGCCUACGUGUAAUCAGCACGGCGUAUAAUAAUGUGCAAGAAUAGUUGAAUAUAAUAUAUUAUAUGAGCUUUUUACGCCACUCGACCUAUUUUUAUCAAAUUUCUCGAAUAAAAAAUAAAAGGGGGGAAAAAGAAAUAUUCAAGUGUGUCAAUCCUGAAUGGCCAUGAAACACAAAGACGAAAGAUUUUUAUGACUUUUAUUUUUACAUUUUUAUAACGCAUGAAACUUUAAUAUUUUCCAUAGCCGUGUUCCUAUAACCGAACAUAACCGAUUAUAACCUAUAACCGAUUGACACGAAAUACCAAGUACAAACCAUGUUCAUAUAAUAUCGACAUUUAUUUUUUUUCAAGUUUAUAUGCACCUACACGAAUAUUACGAUGACUUAGCUGUACAAUUAUUGUGCUUGCCUAAAUAUGUAUCGCGAAUUAUUCGGCUAGUCUGCGUUUACUUAACGAUGAUUAUUUUACAAACUGUUCAUUCCGCCAGCCGCGGCAGUUCAGUUAUGCGUACCAUUUCAGUUAUGCAAAUAGUUUUAGUGCAUAUAAUAUGCUUACAGAUUCAAUGUGCAAUAUAAAUUCAUAUUGUUGACUUUGCAGCGGAGUAUUUGAAUAUUAUAGUUUCUGAUGAUCGAUAGUAAUUGUGACUUUGUGUUAUAGAUAUUUUGUACGCAGUACAGUUCUUGUACGCAGUCGUAGAAAAAUGCGAAUGAUCUCGAUAACGUAUUGCAAAAACGAAAACAAUGCAAUAUAAAAUAUACCUACAGCGUUUAAGUGGUGGUGGGAUAAGGGACUAUAAUAUAUUUUAAAGAAUUUUCCGUGGCCCAAACGAGUGAAAUUUAAAUGGGGUUUUUUUCUUUUCCGUAAAUAGAGAGUAUAAAAAUAUUUUUUAAUAUUCUAAGCGUAGCGAGGAAUGUAUUGGUUUACUAUGAUGUGGCCUUUCUUUCUCGUAUCUACAAACAACUAUUUUACCAGAAAUCUUGCCCUGAUGUUUAAGUGAACUAUCUUUUCUGAAAUAAAAUUGUAUUUAGUUGGUAUAUUAUGGUGAAGUCGUUUUUUAAGUUCCUUGUAGUUUUCUUACCAACUUAAAAUCGGGAAAAAGCGUAAGAAAAUUAACGAAUUCACGACAGUAAGAAUUUCAUUAUUUUUUUUUUUUUUUUUUGUAAUUCAGAUAAAAGUAAUUUGUAGAGAUCUAAUAUUUUCACAGAAUACUUAUAUUAGUAUUUUCUAGACUUGGUAAAAUUUUCAAAAUAUUCUGGCGGUUUCUAAAUUAAUUAUAGGUCUUUUAGAAUUUCGAAUUUGUUUAGUUUUCAUUUAGUUUUAUGUGGAUACAAUUGUUGUGACUGAGCAAAAAUAAUUUGUAACUAAGUUCAGCAUAGUUUUCAGCAAUUUGUUUUUUUUUUAUGGGCUUAAGGUAAAAUUUUGAUGAAUACAUAUCAUGAAAAUUUCGAAAAAUGUUAUAGGAGAUAGGUACAACCGAACUUUGCCCAGAAUCGUAUUUCGUUGAUUGCAACUUUCGAACGUCAUUUUGAUUUAUUUCGUUAAUAUCGAAUUACCUAUAUAUGUUUUGAUUUUUCUAAACAAUUCUAAAUUUUAUAAAAAAAUUAUAUUAUCCUCGAUUGUUUUUGUAAAUACGAGUGUACGACCAAUUUAUCAGGUAUCCGUUUCAUAUUAUUAUACAAGCAUGCGUGUAAAACGUUAACCUAUACGAAUAUACGGAACAGUUGAAUUAAUUGAAACUAAAGUUUAAUUUUAAAAUAUCGCAGUUAGUAAUUCAGUGUAGUUAAGGAAAUUUUAAUUGGCCAUCACAUAAUAAUAUCACGGCCCGAUCAUUUGAGAAAAUCGUUCGAAAACGUUGGUUUGAUCGGAACCGUAAGCAAAAGACAAUUGAUCGGAUUUUGACUAGAAGGUCUCAAAUUCCAACCUCACCCCGCUCAAAAAAAAAAAAAAAACCAUUAAUUACAUUAAUCGGUUAUCUCUGACAAUCACGUUUGUCGCAUUAAUGCGCAAUCCGCUAUCAUAUUUUUUUAGUUGUAUAACAUUACAUCCAGUAUAUUUACAAAUUGUUUGCGUUUUUUUGGGUUGUUUCUUUUUUAUAUUUGUUUUACUGAUGAAAGCCGUAUUAUAGUGAUAGCGUCGGGCGUGCAACUAGCUCACACCACGUAGUGAGAUAAAAAUUUGUCAGUUUUUUUUUUCUUUUAUUUAUAUUACAUUUAUAUACUAUAAUAAUAAUAAUAAUAAUAAUAAUAAUAAUAAUAAUAAUAUGUGUACAGUGUUCAUCGUGCGCCACGCCCUGUUAAAAGCUUUGAAACGUGAGUUACAAACGCUAAAAGAAUAACGGUAUAGAAUUUUGGUUUUUUUUUUUUUUUUCGUGUUGUGCUCGUCUUUCCGUUCCCGGCAAUUGUAUAUAUAUUAUAAUUGUGUGCAUUUGUAAGCGUGGGCAAAAAAAAAAUGUGAGAUAAUUUAUUUUUAUUCAUUUUUAAGUACCACCAUUCCAUCUCCUCCACCCCGCACAGACAAACCGAAUAAACUGACGUUAACGAAUUUCGCCUUUACGACCGCGUCCCAUUCGAGUUUUUCUAUUCCCGACAAUGUUUCGGGGUGGUUGUAUUUCAGGCUAUAUUUUUCUCUCAAAAAAAAAAAAAAAAAAUAAAAAAAAAAUACGAUUCCUUAUAUUUGACGUCUAUAUAACAUAAAUUCAUUCUUACGUACAUAUUUUAUAAAAGAUUCCUUGAAUUCCAAACCCAUUAUGUACCCGUGUCGCCAUGAAAAAUGUAUCAACUGGUGGUCCCUAAAAGUUUAUUAGAUUUGGAUGGUUCAGGUGAUACGUUUUUCUUAUCUUUUCCGUGACAGCCGAAAUCGAAAUAUCAUUUCCCUUUGGGACGUCUAUUGAAAACGAAUCGUCUAACGAAAUACUGGUAACACGUAAAACUAUAAUACAAGUCGUAGAGAACUUACAAUGUUAUGUUGUAAAUCAAUCGUUUUUUUUUUUUUUUAAUGUGAACAUAUUCCUUAAUUUAUAAAUAACGUUAAUUACAGGGGUUUUUUUAAACCAAAAUAAACAUUUUUCCGUUCACCCGUAUUGUAUUUUAUUUAUUACUCUAUUGAUGAUAAUAAUUAUACUACGUUGACGUUUUCUAUUAGAUAUCAAUAAAAACUGUUCGUUUUCUUCAGGAUGAAAAAUUUGCUCGUAUUCCACUUUAUAUGCUGUACGUAUGCCUAACCGAAAAAAGCAAAAAACCAUUUAAUUUGUAUACAUUUUCACUAUAAAACAAUUAAACUCCGGAAUUCAGUUAUUACAAUUGUUUUGUUUUCGUAUCGGGAAUAAAUAAUAUUUUAAAUAUCAUAUUGUAAUCUAUCAAAAUAUGGAAUUUCGAAUUACAAUACUUUAGAGUUAUUAAUAUCAGUUUAAAUUCCCUUAUCACCAUUAUUACGCACUUAAAUAUGUUUAAACAUUUUUCAACUUUUAAAUUUAUGAGGUUUAACUGAAUAUUGUUUAAAACAUAUUAACAUAUUAAUAACCAUACUAUACCAAAUAAUAAAAAAAAAAAAUGUAUAAAAUAUUAUUAAAUCAUUUUGUUUUAUUUAUAAAGAAACGGUUUAAACUUAGUGCAGAACAACUGUUUAACACAUAAGUAUGUAUUAAAAAUGUUUAGUAUUAAUGUUCCUACUUGUUUUAAAUAGUUUGUGCAUUUUAUACUGGAAUGUACUUGCUGCAAGACUGAGAGUUCUACUAAUUUCAAGUCAAAUCCGGUACCGAGUUACUACCUGAGAGUUCUGUGGCAAAUGAAAUUACUUUUUCGCAUAAAUACAGUUUUUAAAAUAGAACUACAAUUUUCAUUGCUUUUUCACUGAGUUAAGGGUAUUCAAUUUUAACGAGGAGCCAAAAAUGUUAUUAAGAAUGAGUGUAAUUUAACUUUGUGAGUGCAAUCAGAUGAUAUAUCAAUGAGACUUAUUUCUUUUUGAUUUACAUUUAAAUUGUUAUUUCCAAAUAUUUGCUGCGAAUGGAUCUAUUAUGCAUCCACAAAUUGCCAUAACUAGGAUCUUCUUGUAUUGUGAACUUUAUGUCAGAAUAAGACUUUAUGUAUAGGUUAUUAUGUCCUUAAAUGGAUAUUGGCCAUAUUUAGUUCAUUUAACAGUGAAAAAAAUCUGCCAGACAUGCAAGCUUGGUUACCCGCAUAUCGUCGCAUUAGAAUUCUUAAAAUUCCAAACUACUUUGCUGGUGGAAAAAUGAUUUAACUAAAAGAGUAAGUAUUAUUCCCAUUAACAGCCAUUUUACCUAACGUAAAAAAAGGCGUAUAUUGUGUAUACUGGGAACUCAUUUAUUAACAAAACGCCUCAAAUAAUCGUUAUAAUAAUAAGUUUUUUUUUUUUUUUUGAAAAACGUACAAUUUCAAAUAAGGUAAAUAUUUUUCUGCGGACAACCAAAAUGUCCUCAUAUACCAUUGGUUGAUGACCGCUGUUGUUGAUUUGGUACAUGGUCCAAAUUUCAAAUCAAAAUCACAAUUUUUUUAGUGAAUUUUAUAGCUUCUUAUACCAUAAUAGCUUUCCCGUUUCGCCCCAUGUUCUUCUUGUUACUUUCUUGUAAUACGAGUAUAAAUAUACAUAAUAUAGUAGUAUUACACCGUGGGCACACACAUUAGAUUAAAGUUUUACGGGUACUUCCCGUCUUUUAAUUACUAUGAAUUUUACUGUCUACGGCCGCAUAAUAACGUUUGCUUUACGAGUGUAUUAAUUAAUAUAAUAUACGCGGUCUCAUUGUUUCACGUACGAUUGUGCAAAAUAUUUGUGUUCGCUGCGAUAAAACCAUCGCACUCGUACUUGAGUAUAAUAUAUAGCUUCCUGACUUUAUGGUAUCUUCGAACCUGUAAUAUAAUUGCAAACGGCAAUAACUAAGCCCACCGGUGUUCUAAACAUAAAGCUUCCGACAGGGCUCAAGUGCGGGGUUUAUAGGGUAAAAACGAUCCUACGCCCUUUAGGUAUUCCUAUAUUAUCAAGACCCAUAAUGUUUGGCAGUUUUCCAAAAAAAGUUUUCCAUUACACUCUCCCGUUUUACUAUACGUCUGCAGCACCUAUUUCCCCCCCCCCAUUUUAUUACUAUAAAUAUUAUUUCAUAAUCUUCUUCUUAUUUGUAUUCAAUUCUGUGAUUGGUUCGUAGAAAUUCUCCAUUAUUCCCUGUUACUGGCCUCCGUCUUUGUUUAUUUAACAAUGCAGACUGCAAAAGAAAAAAAACGAACACGUGAAAUCAAUCAACCGUCGAUCUACAUAGUACAUUACAUUUCCAUUAAAUAAUAUAAUAUUAUAAUCUGUAAAAUAGACUCUUCCCGUAUUCGCUAAUAGAAUAUAACCAUCAUGCCGAUAAUACAACUCGGUUUAUUCUUGACGUGAAUGACGCGAACAAGAUUAAAUUCAUAUCCAUAAAUCCAUAAUAAUAUUAUAGCCUUGCGAUUUCUUAGCUUUUCAUAAUAUUCGUAUCUUCUAUUCACUAUUCAUCGAUUCCUGUUAAAUUUGUUUUCGCUUUAAUCGAAAAGAUUUUUAAUUCUCCGUGUUACAUGUGCCUUCAUGUCAUUUAAUAAAAUCCGUAAAAAUAAAUAUGUAACAUUAUCAGUUAAAAUAAUUUUAUUUGUAUUUUUUAUUAUUAAAACAAUUAUAUCUAUAGUUUUUACAAAAAUAAUAUUCGCCAGUUCCGUUUAUUAGCUAGUUUCAUUUUUUAUUGGCAUUAAGUAUGUGUUCAAUUUUUCAUUAAAUAUCUACUAUCUGAAAUAUCUGAAAAAUAUUUAAUCAGCAACCCACAACCGACAAAGGAAAUAUUGAAUUUUUUUUUUUUUUUUCCUGCAUUUCCUACCGUUCUUUUAAAACUGAAAACUGUAUAAAUAAUGAUGUUCGGUGUACUUCUAUUAUUGUUAUUUUUUUUUUGUUAUAACUCUACAAUGUAAUCAACACGUGAGUGUUGGACUUGCAAAUGAUUGAUGACGCUUAAAUUCCUCGGUAUUUUAAUAAGUCCAUUACGAAAUAAUUACAAGGACAAAAUAUCGAUUAAUAAAAAAUAUAAGAAAAUAUACACGCACGCAAGUUUAUGUGUACGUGAUAUUAUAACUCGCGUGGAAAAGCACGGUUUUAACCGAGAAACAACAAAAACCGGAUAAAAAUCCGGCCUGACAAACGCCCGAAUUCUUUUUCCGCCGCGCUUUUCGGCAACGGCGCGUAGUCGCGCGACUGGACGACAGACCCGCGCACCGACCCGGCGUCCGGUCACUAGAAAAUGCGGGCGCGCGCGCGUAUUUUGUCGCGCAAACUGAUCGACCGUAACGGAUCUAUCGGCCCGGUUAUAAAACGACGGUCCCGCCGGUGGUCGUUGGCGCUGCACCGGGACCCUGACGGAUAACCGUCAAGGGCCAUGCGGCGUACGCGAGGUCGGCCGCGGCUGCGGCGAAUACGUCCCGCGGCGUUACGCGCCAAUGGGAACCAGCGGAGAACGCUGGCCCGUAACACAUUUGUGGAAAAUCACGUUCGCGAGACGUUUUCGUUCGCCGCGAAAUCAAUAUUUCGUUUUAUUUCGGUACCAACGGGCGCGCCGCGCGGUGGUUCGCGUGUAUAAAUAAUAACGGCGACGGCCGAUGGUGCGCGGUAUCGACCGUACGCACAGUGUCGUAAGGCCAAUUCGAGUUUACGCGCGCGCACGGGCUCCGCGUGUGCAAACAGUUCCCGGUGUUUCUGCGCGUUUCGCGUUUUCAAACGCGAAUACGCGAUCGCUGCGCGGAAACGCGCCGAGCCAACGACUUUACCGCGUUGAAUUCGAAUUUCGUAAACGGCGUACGACAGUGUCGACUGUUGGGAACGGCGGCCGACGCGGCGCGGACGCUGCGCGGUUUCGUCGUUUGCGCGUACAUAGCGCGCGUUCAAUCGGCUAACAACGGUGCACGGCGUUCGCUGUGUUCGGCGUUGCACGCACUCGGGAAACGUUUCCCGAAACGAUUGGAAACCGGUUGGUUUCCGAACGGUCGACUAAACGGCGAUAGUCGUGCGUCGUCGGCCAAGUAGCCGAUGGCCGUUUCGUGAUUUAUUUUUAAAAAAAAAAAAUAAUAAAAAAAAUACAUAUAAUAUUACGUUUUGGUUUUCGACGAAAGUGGCGCCCGUUAAACGUUGUUGUGAAACGCGGCGUUCGCGAACUGUUUACGACAAAUCAAAUACGUCCGUCCGUUUAAAACUUUCAACGUUCAGCGGACUGUAUUUUGAACGGACGCUAAAAUAACGCGCGCAUAAUUUAAUAAUGCGUUUCUAUAUUUUGGUUUUCAUCGAACUCGGCAAAUUAAGUUUGCCACCUGUGUAAAACGUUAUGCGGCUCUAAACGAUAAGACUUAUGAUAAUGUCCCGGUACGAAUUGUAUUAUUUUACGAAUGUCGUAAAAUGUUUGCGCAACGGUGAUUCCGUUUCAAGUUUACGGUUAAUACUUCGAUGUCGACGAAUUGAAACUCGGAGUUUAUUAAUUAUAUUUGUAUUCUGGUUGGCAGGGACUGUGUGUAUAUAGAAAGGCUGUUUUGCCCGUUUUGCCCUAAAAUUUCAUUUUACCCAAAAGUUUUCGAACGAUAACAAUGUCCGUCGGACUUCGGACAAGUCGUAUAAUAGGAACACGUCAUAACCACAAUAUUUUGUACCGCAAAGGUAUAAAUGAAUACUUCAAAACCGUAAUAUCGUGCUGCUGGUUUUCGUUCAUUUUUUUUUCGCAGUUUUCACGUUUUAUUGUUGUAUACGGUUCGUUCGUCGUCAUAUUAUAACGAUGUUCGUAAUGCACGGAUCGCUACGAAUUGACUUGCGGCGAUAUAAAACCUCUAUACCUUGCUUUCAAUUCGUAAUUCGUAUACUAUCAGCUCUGCGUAUUUGAAUUUCUGACACGAAAUUGUUAAAACGGUCGAAAAAUACAGAGUGCGUCGAGGACGGCAACAAUGAAUGACUGUACGAGGGCCUUUGGAGGCGAACAAACUCAGCGCGUCUUCAAUGAUAUUCUACCGCGAAAAAAUUGCGGAGUAAAUUUUUUCAGAGCUCUAUCGAUCCCCGAGUAUCAUAUCAAACAAUCAUUCGCCACUCGAAGCUUGACCCAGCUUGAUUUUUUUUUUUUUUAUUAACGCCGCUGUCAUGAUUUAAAAGUCAAAAGUUUCGUUUCCGUCUACGGUCAACGCAUCAAAUAAUAUAUUUUUUAAUUAGUAUUCCGCUGUGAUAUUCAAUUCGAUCGAGUUAUACGCUAGAAGGGUUCAAAUUAAUUGUGUAGAAAAACAAAACAACAACAUUUCACUCGCGUAAAAAAACACUGAAAGUUCAGAAAAAAAGAUAAUAUUUUAUGAUUAUAUGCGUACUCGUAAAAAAACACACAAAUUUCACUGUAGGUAAAUACACAAUUAUUAUGGUACAGUAUCGAAGUAUACUAUAGACGUCUGAACUGAAUUGGAAUUAUUAUUAUUAUUAUUAUUAUUUAUUUUUUUUUUUCCUUAUUUGAACAGUGUUUCGAAUAACACGCUGUGCUUACAUUAAAUAUGUAGGCAGCGAUAAACGUAAAUCGCUAAAAGAAAACAAAAAAAAAUCGCCGACCGGAGAAAUCGGACGCGUAGUAUGGCAAUAUUUUCAGACCGGACAAAAAGGCCGGACGCACGGGCGCACGAUUUUUCAGCGAUCCCCAUUGUAGGUUAGUCGAUGGUAUUGAAACCGCGGCAAUCCCCUCGACUCUAAUAUAUACACAGUCCAUCCAAAAUUAAUGAGAUUGCGAAAAAGGUUUUUUUUUUUUUUUUUGUUUGCCCUUUGGUGACCGAGGAUUUCUUUAUGUGUCCCCGAGCAAGGGAUAAUACUUCCGCCGGGAAAUAAUAAUGAUUUUUGCGCGUAAGUAACAUAAUACGUUUCAAAAUACAUAUACCUACACGAUUUCAAAUUCGGAAAAUGACCUGUGUUAAAAACGGCAAAACCAACGUGUGGUCGUGCAGUUUUGUAGACGCAAAACCAUUCGGAAAAAUAAUACUACACAAUUUUUUUUUAUGUAGAAUAAGUUCUAUAAUUUUAUAUCCGUGGAACAUUUCAGUUAUCGAAAAACCUCUAUAUUUUUUUAGCUGUUGUACACUAUCUAUCGAAAAAAAAAAAAACUAUACGAAACCCUAACUAAUUUUUGACAAAAUUUUGAGUGUAGCAAAAAUAUGAUAUUGAAAAUUGAAAACUCCAAAAGAAGCACGAUUAACACUAACGAAAUCAUGCAUUCACAACAUUUUAUCGCCCCGGCUUCAUUUGAAAAUUCCGCAGGAGUGUACGAAGCUAAAAAGACACCGUUCACUCGCAACAAAUACGCACGUAAAAUUAUUAUUGAAACACAACGAAACUCUUACGAAUUAAAUCUGCCAACAAAACAACACCGAUUCCCGGGUUUUGAGCUCAUUUGUUAUAUAAAAUAAUCGUUUUAUUUUUGUGCGAAGCGGCGGGAGAGUCGACGAUUCACGUGCGUAACGAUGACGUAUUCGCGUAUCUACGUCACGGGUCUCAUCGGCGACGACCCGGUAGCUCGGGGCAACGGCGCCGGCGGCGGACAUCAGAUCAAUUUUCUGGCCGCGCCGAUUACGAAACCGUAUUUUACCUGUGCCCCCGCCGCCGUCGCCGCCGCCGCCGCCGCCGCGCCGACGACGACGGCGGCGCGAACGCGUCAGAACUGGGGAAAAUCAAGACUCGGAAUGUUCCCGAUAAUUUGAACAAUCAAACCUCUGUGUUUCCCGGGCAAGCCACCCCAGGCGUGGUUUGUCCGUAACGAUAAACCGAAAAAUAUUUACGACCGGAAUACGACGUUUCGCGCACAAGUAGGGAUAGGCCGGUUCUUCGGUUCCGUCGUUCCUGAUAUUAUGACCUAUCAAUUAUCGGUUUUAGCGUGAUUUUCGAUUCCGGUUAUUUUUUUUGUUUUUUUUUUUUUUCUUAGUAAAUAUCGGUGUUUACGGAACGACGCAUUGUUUGCACGUUUUCUCGGAACCGGCCCGCGGUAAUAGGCACAACACCGUCGGGUUUUCCAUUUCGAACAAGAAUGCGAAUCGAGUUUCGUCCCGGGAAACGUGUACGUUACGUCACGUAAUAUCACGAAUACGUUUUUCGAAUGCGAGUGGGUUUCUGUUGGUCGACGGAAAACGGGAUAAAUAUUUCGACCCGCCGCGGCGCGGACAAACGCGCGACUCGCGUCCGUGGUGCAAUAAAUAAUUAUGAUCGCGGCGGACGAAACCGGCGGUGCGGCCGGUGCCGCCGGUCGUCGUUGAAGCCGGACGCGAAGCGCUACGCCGGUGUCCGUCGGAUUUUCGCACUCGGGGCGCCAAGUAUCGCCAUCGAAUAUUCGUACGCCGUUUUCGGAUACGGCGACAGGACGUCCGUUCCUCUCGUGGCCACCGGCCGCCCGCGAACCGCGCUGCACCGACACUGUCACAACGUCAUCCGAAUCGCCGCGCCGAGACCGGGGGGACGGGGGGACGGGGACGCGCGCAAAACUUUCGGAAACUUUCGGUCUCCGGACGGCGCUGCAAAAGACGUCCGCGCGCAGUACGUCGCGACGGCGCUUACGAUGCGUGCGCUGUAGUUUACAUCUGCGCUAGAAUUAGAAUUCCGAAACGCGACCGUUGGUUUUGACGAAUCGUUUUUUCCGGGCCGACAAUCCGCCGUACGCCUUUAACCCGAACCGAUUUUAAUCGUUUUAUCGCCGUCCGUGCGCGUUUUCAUUGUCCGUGUGUGUUCACACCGCUUGUGACGACACCGCGAACGAAAUCUCGAAAUACAUUUUUGGCGUACGUUAAAAUCUCAAUAUCCGUGUUCGCACGUACAGUACCGUUUAAUCGAAUAACGCAACGGACCCUUUUAAUAUUCAAACGCGAUUUCACCCUCAUCGUGUCCCAACAUUGUGCACUGGGAAAUUUGCCGCGUGGGCGGCGCUCUGACAUUUUCACUCGCGGAAAUAAAUUAUAAACGCCGGUUGUGUUUUACAUUUUCUUUCAUCGUGAAUAAUUCGCAAUUUCUCGCCCCCUCCGGACGUAACAGCGUACGGGAGUGAGUAUGCGGCGUUCGGUUUCCGCUCGUUUUUACCGCGUGCUAUCGAGCGUACGGCAAACGCCCGAACGAGGUGCUUUAAAAUAUAUUAUUAACCUGGAGCUCUCUCCCACGGCCAGUGAUUCGUGACCUUUGUGAAUCCGCCCGCUCCCCAAUACGGUACGGUGAAUGACGGUGAUGACUAUUGUAUUACACAAUUGUUUAUUACGCAACGUGGCUGCGAACGUUUCAGGUAUCAACAGUAGUAGCAUUACAAUCACUCCGGGGUACCCCAAUAAACUUACGUUCGGGUAUUCGAACAAUUGUGAAAUAUCUGUCGCCGCCGACGCGAAGUAAUCUUUUGCCGGUAGACUUAUCGUUUCGGGAAAAUUUCCACUUUGCGGUUGCACACGGAUGAGAUGAAAACGACGAAAAAAAAAAAAAAAGCACCGUCGGUUAUUCUGCGGGUAUUUAUAAUUUUGCGCGGAAUAUGAAACCUGUAAUGGCAUUAUGGCCGAUUCAAUAACGUUUUUGUUCGUUUUCAUUGGCGUGCUCGUGGCGAAACAUCACAAUCGAUAUUAUCAUCAUCGUCAUCGGGUGUAAUGUUAUUAUUGUUCAUAUUGCGGAACGUGUCCCGCAACAACAACAAUAGCGAUUAUAGCGGAGACUAUAAUAUUAUAUGGUCUUCGCCGUUGUUAUUUGUUCCGGAUAUUCCGGACCGCAAUCCGGAUUAACCGUUCCGGGAUUACGGUGGCGAACGGAGAUUAAACGGGACGAAAAUAAAACUUUACAAAUAGUUGCGCGGUGGAGAAAAAAUAUAACGUGAUGCGAAACCGUUAGGCGGCUACUCGGCUUGCUCACACGUGUUAUUGUAGCGGUGGCAAAUGCGGACGGAGGUGCGUGACGUACGAUCAACGAGGGCCGAGACGACGCUUCUGUUUUUCGAAAACAUUUCUGUUCAGUUUCACGGCGCGUUGAUGUUCGUAUCCCCACGUGUUUAACAUCUAUGCAUGAUAACGACUGUAGGUACCCGUAAAUCGGAACCACGGCUUUAGAAUAUAGGACGGCAACAAAAUAAAUAAAUACUGGCGGACAACUCCUUCUUAAAAUUAGUAUUCUGCUUAAUUGGGCAAAUAAUAAAUAUGUUUAAAAUGCGGUCCAUAAAAAACUGAACACUGCUAGUAAUGUGUAAAUGUAUGUGUGUGUGUGUGUGUGUGUGUGUGUGUACUGAGUAUGCGCAUCUCCUCUUUACCCGAUUCAUACCGUCUUAGUCGGCCGCUUCUUUUAUUAGGUCACAUUCUUUUACGCCGUUCGUUUUCAUUUUCAAUGUUAUCACGUAGGCAUCCAGUAAGUAUAAAUAAGAUUAUUAUCGAUAAGAUUAUCGGCCAAUAAGAUGUGCUUCAGGAGAACUAUAUAAUGGUACAUAGUGUGUAGUCAUUAGCGUCAUUUGAGGGGUUCGGACCAUACUCUGAUUGCCCUACGUUUGUAGGGGAAAAAUUGGCUCGAUUAAAAUGCUUGUAUCCCUAUUGAAAAACCGAAAUGGCGCUUCCGAAUAUUAUAGCCCGGGUUCAUUUAACCGGUGAGCGGAGACGAAGGAAAACUAGAGAACUGCAGCUGAUAACGUAUACGGAGAGACGAAUGUUUAGAGAUCAUCGAAAACGAAAGGCUCCGAUAAGCUCAGACGAGCAUAGAGAAGCCAAAUUACUACGAGCAAUGUUUGAACAGAAUUAUUAUUAGAGAAAAUACUUUUAGGAUGGCCGACGAUGUGGUGAGAACACACAGUAAAAAACCACGUGAAAGCUGUGGGAUUGCAAUAUGAUACGGGACGAGUGUAUAGAAAUCGAAUCAACCUCCAAAUGUAUAAUAAUAAUCUGGGUGAAGUAAUAAUAUUCAAGCUAGACGGUACCGAAACGUGAAUAUCCGUAUCGUUAUUAAUUAGUUAAUGUUAAUGGCAUAAUAAUAAUAUUGUAUUAUAAUUAAGUAGCUAGGCCUAAUAUAGGUAUAGGCUAUAUAAGAAGGCCUUUGGGAUCGGAUUAUAGCGGUAUCAUACCUAUAUCAUAAUUUAUUUUUUUAUUUAUUUAUUUAAUAUAUGGUUGCUGCGGAUGCCUUCAUAAUGGUAUUACAUAUUUAUAUAUAUAUAUAUAGGUACGACGAAGACGAUAUGAUCAUCUUACCCCGACCGUGAAAUUGAUUUCGUCGUCCGGGCCGGGUACUAUUCUGAGGCCUAGAGGAAAAUAAUAUUUAGUACGCGUUUGAACCACGUCGGCGCAACGGGCCCGGAGACCCGGUUGCGUGCUCGCCGAAAGUUGCAGGCUGUCAUUAUAUGUAUUGUUUUAUUUCGUUCUUUACCCUUUUCAUACGCACUAUCUCUCUCUCUUAUUCCCCGUUCGGACAAGACAAACUGCGGCAGUCAAAUGUAGUAUACCAACUAGUUCAGAAAAUAAUAUAUAAGUUUCGGUCUACGGGCGACGGCGACGUGCCGCGGCCGCUGAAUGCCGACACGACCGCUGUCGCUUUUCACACGAGUGCAUCCGCGAAUUCGAAUGAUGUUUUAUCCCGACACACAAAUCACGAACCGCGCAAAGUGUCCUUUGCAGAAGACUGAGUUCUGAAUAAACACGUAGUAAUCCUCUCUCUCUUUAUCUCUCACUCUCUCUCUCUCUCUCUCUCUCUCUCUCUCUCUCUCCCUCUGUCUUUCUCGAAAGCAAUUCGAGGACCGAUCGUUUUUAUAGAUAUUUUCCCGGCCUAGAGCCGAAUUUCUACACCACACUCUUUUGCGAAUACAACCGGAAAUAUAUUAUUGUAAUGUACGAAUAUGCAGUGGCACAACUAGAAUUUAUUUUCUGGGGGGAGGGGGGGGGGGGUUAGAAAAUGUAAACACAUUUUUAUACAGGUCUUUGGGAUAGUAAAUACUAAAUGUAGGCGAAGUAUAUAUUACGACGGCGUAGACGUGUUCAAAAUUACAAUAAUUUCUGUAUAAUAUUACAUAUUUUCCACUAUUAAAAAAUGAAAAUGUUCAGUCAAUUACAGCGAGAGAAACAUUUUUCAAUCUGAUCUAUGUGACCAUGCCUAUUCACAUUCGCGAGAGCCCCGCUAAAAUAUACACACGCAGACCCGACGAGAGGGGAGGGCAGCCAGGGCUGUUGCCUUAAAAGGGCCCGGGCCCGAUCAAAGCAACCAGAUCCUACAUUAAUAUAAAAAUUAUAUGUAGUUUAAUUUCAUAAUAUUUUACUUUAAAAGAUCAAUACAUAUCUUUUAUUAAAAAUCAAAUUUUUGUACCAUAUUAUACAUACAUUAGUAACAAUAUGAUUUUUGCUUUUGAAUACCUUGUGCCUCAACCCGAAACCUUCUUUUUACUAAACACAUAUUUUAAAAAACGACGCUUGAUGUUAGUGGCAAAUUUAAUAUUUGACAAUGGGAGGGAUUAUUAGUUUGUUUUUGGGGCCCUUUAUUUCACUCCGCGGCCCUUUACACACGAUACGAAAUCACUUUUAUAAUUAUUAUUUAGUUUAAACAUCACGUUAAACAGCAGCGCGACGACAUUAAUGUAAAACAAACGACAGGUCAUUGUGUGACGGGCAUAGGUAUUGUGAUACAUUUCGUUUAAUAUAUUAUUCAACGAGUCUAUAAAAUAAAAUCAUCGCUGGUAGGUAGCUGCAGGUACCUAAACCCAUCGUGCGCGUUACCGGCUGAUAGCAGAAUAAAUUCACAACGUAAUAUUGCUAUAUCAAUCAUAAAACCUUUCGAAAAUCCUUACACGAUUAGUCCUAAGCCCGUUAUUUUAUCAUAUUAUGAAUUACGAUGGAUUCACAAAAAAUACAUUCCGAUAAAUAAUAAAAUACGAAAAUAACGAUAACCAGCUGUACGUUAUUUUAUUAUUAUGCAAAAAAUCGUUGUUUGUUCGAAAUGAGCCGCGUAUUAUGCAAAUACUCGAAAGGUUUCACACGUUCACACAAUCAAAUAUUAUCUAAUAAUAAUAUUAUAUAGCAGAGAUAAUCAAAUAGUCCGUUUAAUUUGAUAGUAAUUUUCCGUUUGUUUCGGUUUCAGGUGUUCAUCGAGAUGGCUAAUUUCAAGGAGUGGUCGUCGAUUUUGAUGAUUUAUCUGUUUGCGCACGUCGCUCAAUAUUGUUGGUAAGUAUAAUAAUAAUAAUAAUAUCAAAUAUUAUGUUAUAUACUACCGAAAAAUUACGAAAUCUGUUAUAAAUAAAUUAUGUUAAUUAUAAUACGUAUUGGUAUUUACCAAUAUUAUUUAGAAAUUAUUAUGAUUAUAAUUUGUUGUACGGUCGGCGUGUCCUACGAUCAUAAUGAAAUCUAAGUAUUUGGCAAAAAAAUAUAUUAUAAUGUUACCUUAAAUCGUGUCGGUGACAAUUCACAUUUUUUUUUCUUUUUCGAGAGCGAUUUUUAAUAACUGGGUGUAUUAUAAUAUUGACAGGUACCACAUACAAACUCGAAAUGUAUUUAAUAUUUAUAUUAUAUUAAAUUACAUUCAUUAUUUAGUAUUUACUAUACCAGCUUUUAUAAUAUACAAAUUCAUAACAUGCAGUUAAAGAAAAAUACAUUUUGUUUAAUAGCACAAACAUAGCAAACAAUGAAUGCGCUUAUUCUUCAAAAAAUGGUAAACACAACAGCAGAUGUCAACCAAAAGUCAACUAUAGGCAUAAAGAAAAAGAGGUUCUAGAUCAAAUCCUAGGCCCGGGAAGCUACGACGCUAGGAUCCGUCCAUCGGGAGUGAAUGGCACAGGUAAAAAUUUGAUUCGAAAUUAUUAUUAUCUUCUUAAUAUUAGAAUAACAUAACAGAAUUAUCGUUAAAAUGUUUUAUCCGAUGCUCACGACCAAAAUAAUAAUUUUUGUUAAUUUGUUUGAUACUUACCUAAAUAUUAUUAUUAUUAUUAAAAUACACGUAGGUAAUAUACGCCCGAAAUAAUGAAUUUAUUUUACGCAGAAACGAAUUCAUCAAUAUAAAUUACAAAAUGUGAAACGCGUUCAAAAUCAUAAUCUCAAUAAUAUUUUGUAAUACAUAUACACAAAAGGGCGAGUAAAAAGCCGGGGAGAAUUGAUUUUAUCGAGUGGGUUCAUCAUCGUAAUACAAAAGCGCAACUUAUUAUAAUAUUUUUCACCGGUUUUAUUAUUAUUAUACUCUAUGUACAUGUUUUUUUCCUCGCCCUUUAUUAUUAUUAUUUUUUUUUAAAUACUCUCACGUUCAAAAGUACUUUAGGCUUUUCGCCAAAUUGAAAAAGUCUACGAGUACCUACUCGUGCACAGUGCCAAAUUCUCUAUGUGUUAUAUUAUUAUAAUGUCUGUAUAAUACUUAUACGUAUAUUAUAUUAAAUCGGAGAGAAGGGAUGAUUUUACUUUUAACAAAAAGAAAAAAAAAACAAAAACAAAACAAAAUGGUCACUCUCGCUCGCGUUUUUCGCUAUAAUACUGUAUUAUCGUCUGCACGGGGUCUCCGGCUACUCUCGGAUAAUACGCAUAAUAUUAUUUUAAACAAAACAUAAAAUCAAUAGUUUAGUUUAUAAUAACAUAAAUCGACAAUUAUUACCCCUACUCGAGUAGUUCGUUAAUUUUUCACCGAAAUAAAAAUAUAAUCUACAAUAUUAGCAUAACGAAAAUAUUAUAGCACAUUCACACUAAAUUGUUACACAUUUUCGUUCACCUGUACCCAUAUAUUAUACCUUUGUGAUAAUAAUUCCUAGAUGGCCCGGUUAUUGUUUUUAUAAAUAUAUUGCUACGAAACAUCACAAAUAUUUCUGACAAAAAUAUGGUAAGUCGAAUCGGUUAAGCACAUUGGUUCACCAUAAUAUAAUAUUCAAUAUUAUUAUUGUUAUUAUUAUUAUUAUUAUUAUUAUUAUUAUUACAUUAUUUUCUAUAUUCGAACGAGAAACAUCACUAUUACAAUCAUAUUUAUAUUUUUUAGUUUUUUUUUUUUUUUUUUAUUACGAUAAUAUGGUUUACUAAAUAUUUUAUGCACCCUUAUAACCGCACUAUAUGCAGCUAUUAUGCAUACUAUACCUACCAUUAUUAUAUACGACUCUUAUUAUUAUUGGGUUACGUGUUCUUACGAAGCACUUUGUUUUAUUGUUUAAACAUAUAUAUGUAUACAUAAUAAUAUAUACAUUGUAUUUAUAUAUAUAUAUAUAUGUAUGUAUAUUAUAGCUAUCGAUUUAAUUCUCAAAAACAUCUUGUUAAACAAACGUAUUUAUUUUUUUUUUUUCUAAGCUGCGUGGUUGAGCAUCGCUACACUUUAUUUUAUUUAUUUAUUUAUUAUUUUUUAUUUUUUAUAAGUUAUAUACGAAUUUCAAUACACAUUUUGAUUAUUACGUAUUUCUUUUUUUUUAGAUUUUUUUUUCCUUUUUCAUAUAUAUAUAUAUAAACAUAUAAAAUCCGUUCGAUUCUAUUUCGACAAAAAACAAUAUACGUUUAUCGCGGAUUUACAAGCGUCUUAUACGCGAUUUAUACGACGGAUUUUUCAAUAUUCUACGCGUUGGCGAUCAUAAAUAAUUAUUGUAUUAAUAAUAUUGUCGUUUUAACACAGAUGACUCGUACAGAGUUAUUUCGAACACAAUCCAUUGAUAUUGUAGGUACCUAUAUAGACAUUUGUAUAUGUUAAUAAAAAAGAAAACAAAAUCCACCAAGCAGUGACUACUAAUACCAUAUUUUGUAAAAAGAAUAUUAUCGGUAAAUUCAUAAUACUAUUUAAUGUAGUACCUACUGCAUUACUAUACAUGUUGUAACUACCAAGGACGGGAUACUGUGUAGGAUUUGUACUUAUUUUUAAAGUGUAAACGUUUCUUCGGUAUUUAUAUCAGAGUCCAUUUUUAUUAAAAUUUAUAUUAAUUCAAUUUAAUUCUGAAUUUCGAGCGAUAUCUGUUUUGUUACCGUGAAAUUCUUUAACCAUUGAAACGUAAAACUCUAUUAUAUUGUUUUCUACGUGAUAAGUUUUCACUCAAAAGAGGAUACAUAUUAUAUUUUAAUCAAACUGUAAUAUAUUAAAAAUAAGGAUUUUUUUUUUACGAGUUUCAAACUGUCUGUUCAAAGACGCUCAAUAUGAUUUUUUUUUUUUUUAUGGUAUAUUUAAACAUUAUAUUUUAUUAUUGAAAAUGUGCUUAAUGCGAGAAUUUGAUGAAAAAAAAAACAAAAUUCUAUUGCCUUUGUGUCGAUUGAAACAAUAUACAAUAUCUAUAUUAUUAUCUUAAGCCUCCAUAUUAAGCAAAUCAAAAAAAUUAUAACACACAAUUAUUGUAUUUUGAACAAUAACAAAUUAUAUUAUACAAUAUAUAUUUAAAAUAUUUUAUAACUCCCUAGAUGGCCCAACAAUCGUGCACAUAAACCUAUUUGUGAGAAGUAUCAUGACAAUAAGUGACAACAAGAUGGUAAGUCAUCUUGUCUAGGUUGGAUGCUGGUAUUUUGAGCGAAAAAAAACGCAAUUUUUUGUUGUUUUAUAUAUUUAUUUUUAGAGAAACAAAUAUUUUAUUCUAUAUAAUAUAUACAUAAUAUGUGUUAUUUAUUAACGUAAACGAUACCGAUAAUAUAUUAUAUUGUUAAUUUGUAGAUGGUCCCGUCCGCUAUAUAUUUAUUAUGUUAUUAUAUUUACAAUAUUUUUUCCUAAAUCUUUCACCUGCUCUUGAUGACCGUUUUAUUUUGCAUUCAUAGCAGUUUUUAUUUUUUAUUUUUUGUACAUUACAUGGAAUGAUUGUGUAUAAAAAAAAAUAAACAAUUAUAUGUAUAUAUAUAAAUAUAUAUAUACAUAAUACAUAUUAUGCAAUAUAAUAUAAAUAUAUUACAUAAAAAAAAAAAAAAGAGUAUAAAAAAAAUAUACAUCUCUCGUAAAAGCGCAAAAUAUAAUAAUAAUAAAAUACACACACACAUACACAGUUUUUCAGAGUCCACGUUAAUUUAAAUAGCUUUUUUCCGGCUGGGUGUGUUUACUAUUAUAAUAUUAUUGCAAUUAUUAUUACUAUUAUUAUGUAUAAUUUAUAUUAAAAAAAGACAUAGCCGUUUUAUUAUAAUAUCGCUAAAUUAAUCAUUUUAUUAAUAUUAUUAUUGUACUACAUUACGCUUGUUGACUUAAUCGACGGAAAUCACACGACUCAUUCACAAACACACACACACACACACACACACACACACACAUAUACACAUAUUUUAAAUAAGUACACAAUUAUUUUAUUAUAUUCAUAAUAUUAUAUCGGGUCGUUUUAUUAGAUAGGCGCUAUAGAAUAUUAUAUUAUAUUUUUGUAUUAGUAACGCUAUAUAAUAUUUGUAAGCCAUAGCGUUGAAGUACUUACACUAUAUAAUAAAAUAUAUUGUUUCAGGAUUGACAGUACAUAAUAAUAUUUUAUUAAUUACAUUUAUUACACUAUACUCUUUUUUUUUACACCACAGAUAAAUCUAUAAUAUUAUAAUUUAUGAUAUCUUAAACGAGUCUUCGUAAUAAUGGCCAAGUCAAAAAUCGCCAGAGGAAAAUAUGGAGGCAAAAUAAAAUAUGGCCAGAUGAAAAUAUGGCCAAAUCGAAAUUGACUAUAGAAAAGCUAUGGACACAAUUUUUCCAUUUUUUGUCAUUUUUCGUCAUUUUUUCUCUAGCCAUUUUUUCCAUUGCCCUUAUAAUCAUCGGCUCUUUUUGAUUCGGACGUUAUUACCAACUACUAUCUAAAACAGGCGGCUAGGUUUGGUAAAUUCUUUAAAAACAUGUUCGUAAUUUAAUAUUGAUAGAUUUUAAUUUUAUUCGUUACGAUUGUUAAAUCUAAAAUGAAAUUUGUAUUAUAUACUCGGCACGCGUUAAGAGUGUGACCGGUCGCGCAGGCAAAUCAACUUCCUCCACCGGCAUUAUAGUCAGCCGUUCCCACUAUUUUAUAUGUAGUGCAACACACGUUAAGUGAUUUUGGUCGCGUAAUACAGUGUAUAUUGUUCAUAUUUAGAAAUAUGCUGUACAGCGGUAAUCAAAUACUCGGAGUACCAAUCAGCGGAUUUGUGGGCGCAACUUUAAGGGCUUUUUCUGUGUACCACGUUCUCAUUGGUCAAGUUCAGAUUUCCGCGUUUCUGAUUGGCCGAUUAAAACAACCCGCCUUAAUUUUGAAUUUUAUCUUGUUAUUAUUAUAUAAGUAGUAAAAUAAAAUUGCUAGGGGACUUCGGCCACCUAAUGGCCACAUUAAGCUACUGAACCAGAUAUUGUAAGUUACAAUAAUUAGUUUACCGAUUUAGUUAGACAUUAAUUUAAAAUAGUGAAGGUUCUUUCAAACGUGCAUAUACAGCGUAUAUGACCAAUACGGUUGUGUGAUAUAGAGCAGGAGUUCCGUGAUGUCCUGCCAUCCUAGGUUUCCUAUCACGCCAACCGAUCAUACUCUUAACGUAUGCCGAGUAUAGGUACUUAUUUUAUUUAAUAAUAUAAUAACAAUAUUAUACAUAUAUCGGUAUCAAAAACACUACCUAGGUACCUUUUUAUAGUUAUUUUCACUUACCACACGUAGACAAUAUUUACCCGAAUAAUAAAAAAAACCGACAAUAAUAAUAUGAACCUAAGUUAAUAAUUUACAUUUUUUAUUUACUUAUAAACGAUUAUAUAGUUAAACAUUUUAUAAUAAUUUUCUUUAUAUACGCUGUAACUAUCAAGUACUAUUAUAAACAAUUUAUCAUAAUUUAAUAAUUCUACAAGAAAAAAAAAACCCACGAAUGAAGAAACAAAAUAAUAGUAUUACGUGUCGCAAAUAGUAUGUCAAGACAUUAGAUGUAAUUAAUGUUUUUUUUAUUUACCCUUUUACCUACCUACCAUGCAAACUCGAUAAACGUUUAAAGUUAUGUAUUAUUUAAAAUUUCUAAAAGUAACUUUUUAAUUUAAUUAUACCCCCGUUUAAGCCAUUAUUUAAGCGGCUUUCUAGUUAGCUGUCGAGUAAUAAUUAUUUUAUAAAUCAUUUUUUUUUUUUAUAAAAUGUCGAAUUGUGACGAAAAUACUUUAUUAGACUUUUUUUUUUUUACUGAGUUGUCAAGAAUGCCCUCCUUCAAUCAAGGACACUUUUGUUCAGUUACUAAUUUUAGUACCUAAACUCAAGGAUAUUUCACUUUAUUUGUUAUAACGUUAUCUAAAUGAGCUUUACACAUAUACAACUUUAUACUAAUUUAACAAUAUUAUAAUUUUUAAAUUUUAUUCAGAUUUCACUAAAUAUAGUUAAAUAUUUUAUAGUAAAAACAUUUGCUAAAAAAAUUAACUUUACCUAUUGUAUCUUCUAAUAAUUUAUUAUCUAAAAAAUAAAUCACAACACGAAGUUUUAUGAUUUUAUCUGCUUCGAUUUUAGAUUUUAGAUUUUAACCGAUCUAACUAUACCUAUAAUACCGAUUUUAUCCUAUUAAUUAAAUUUGUCUUUUCAUCAAAUUUACAAAUUUGGAUUCCCAGAUUAGGAUUUAAUUUUUACAAUAACGUUUUAUUUAAAAACUGAAUUUAAAAUGUCAUUAAAUAUAAUAGUACAAGUGAGUGAACCUAAUAAGGUUUUGAAAACGGUAGGUAGGUAAUUGAAAUCGUAGUUUUCUAUAGACUCACUGUAUUUUCAAUAUAAAUGCAAAUGUGCACUGCAGUUAAAACCAAGUUCCACUUCCGUUUCUGUUUCGCAUUAAUUCUGGAAUGUUGAAUAAAAACGAUUUUAUUUUAUUUCACAUACAUUCUAUUAUCAAUUUUAAAAAGUAGGCAUCUAAUGCGGUCAACCUUUUUUUCUCUAAACUUUAAUAAUGCGGAUUAUAUAGGCAACUCAUUUAGUUAAAAAAUAAAAAGUUAUUAAUAUAUAAUUCACACGUACCGUCAUUAACAUAUUUAAUUAUAUUUAUUGCAUAAAACAAUAUUUAAGAUUAAACUAUUUUUUUUAAUAUUAUUUCUUCUUUUAUAACCUAAUAUUUUAUGUAUUUAUAAUUUUUUUUUUUUAAAUCAAAAUUGUAAUCAAUUUUACUUAAUUAUAAUAAUAUUAUUCAACGGAAAAAUAAAUUGAUGAUUAUUUUUGUUACGGCCCUAAUAAAAUAUUGCUUAUAGUUAUUUGUAGAUAUUUUAUACUUAUUUGUAAUAUAAUAUUAUGACAAGACAUACAUACUAUAUUAUACUGUACCGAAUGCAGUAUGAAAAAUUAGUAACUCCCUUUAUAAAAAUUCAAAAAACCUAAUUCCUCACUGCAAGGUCACUUUAAUUUAUACGCAAACAAUUUGCCAUGAUAGUUAUGUACAUGCAUCUUAUUGUACGUCCAUCGCACAACCUGUAAAAUUCGAAUCCCUUAAGACAUUAAUAUAAAUGUAAUAAUAUUUUAUUAAAUACCUAUAGUGAAUGGCCUCUAACGAAUAGCACUAGAAUUUAAAAAAAUAUAUAUAUAUAUUAAAUAUUAUACAUAGAACUUUUCCCGCCAUAUUAUAUUUUAGGUAACUAUUGAGUUUAUUUUUGAUUUUAAUUUAUUUGGAUAUUAUUUUCCUUUAAAAACAAUAUAAUAUGUUAUGUAGUAUGCUGAUUUGUUUUUUCUAACCGCUGACAUUAUUUUGUCGGUAUUUAUUGUAUCCCGCAGGCGAAGCUCCCUGCAUUGUGUUUGUCAACAUGUUGGUACGGUCCAUCAGCAGAAUUGACGAUUACAAAAUGGUGAGUCGGGUGAUGGCCUUAAAUAAUUUUUGUUGGAUUUAUUAUAAUGUUUUAUAAAAUAUAUAUUAUUAUUUGGUUUUCUGUUGUGAGAUUGCGCCCAGUUUAUUUGCGGAUUUUAUGUUUGUUUUCAUGCCCGUAGGAAAAAAAAAUGUCUUGACCAACAGCAUCACUAUACCUAAAUUACACAUACGUAAUCUUAAUUCAAUUAGGUCCAGGGGUUUACUGCUGCUCGUCUGAUACAUGUUGAUCAAAUUCGAGCUCUGGUUAAUCAAUCCACUUGACCGAUAUAUUAAUAUACAGUAUAUGAGGUAUAACUCAUAUACCUGUUUAAUUCAAAAUGAAAGCUUUCUAUUGAAAUUUUAUUUCUGUUGGACAAGAUGAACCGAAAUUCUAUACGAAAUAUAUAUUUUUCUUUAUAAAAGUUUGAUUUUCGUUACUACUCUGAACUCGUUACUUACUUGUUUUCAUUUUUAUUAUUAUUAUCAUUUAUUUAUAUUUUUUUAUUAAAUGCAUUGAAAUGGUGUGUGUAUUUAGGCAAUUUUGUGUCUUGUAAAUAAAUACAUACAAUCAUACAUUUACACAUAAUACAUAAUAAAUAUAUAUAUAUAUAUAGAUAAAAAGAGAAAAAGAGUGGGUGGGCUAGAGCUAGAAUAUUAGUCUGAUACAAAUGAAGAAUAAAUACCAGAGGUUAUUCCCGUUUUCCCAGAUAACUUUAACAAGUAACCAUAACGAUAUGUUAAUUUGCGUGUACAUAUAUAAAUAUAACUUCUCGGCAAUGUUGUUAAUUGGGCAAAAACGAUAACGAAUAUUAGUCCGAAGAUGAAUGCAAAGAGUGAGCGGUUUGGAAGUUUGACCCCCGAGAAAAUUAUUGAAUCAGUUAUUCUUAAAAUUUUCAAAAGCAGAAUUAAUAAAAAUAUAAUAAAUAAUUGUUAACAACUAAUAUUAAUUAUUAUUUUUUUCAUCAUACCUUCCCCGAAAUUUGUCUAUGUCCGCUAUUACAAUGGCGAGACAAUGAUGAUAAGAUAAUCCAAACAAUAAGUAAAGUAAUUAUAUUAUUUUGAUUAUCUUAUUACAUCUUUGAUUACGAAUCUCGAAAGCUGUCCAGAAAGCAAACCGACAAUAUUACUUAUUGCAUAUUAGUUUCACCAACAUCGGCUUCCCGUUAUGUUUACUUUAUUAUUAUGUGUUACCCGUAGUAUUCCUAUAAGUUAGUAGAAAGGUGAAGUAGGUUUUUUUUCCCCGGGGACUCACUUCUGGUUUAGUAAACUUGCGGUACCAAGAAAAAUCCAUUUUACGUGCCACUAAAUUAUAAUAAUAAUACUUUUUAAUAAAAUACUUUAAUUUUUAUGCAUCAUAUCUAUAUAAGUGGCUUUCUUUUUCUUUUUUUUUGAAAAUAUUAUCAAACAAAAAAUUAUUUAUGCUAUUUUUUUACAAAACCUAAAGUAUUCUUUUAUUUGACAGUAUUUUUAAAAAAAAUAAACCCUAAAAAAUAUUAUCCUAUUUAAACUUUGUGUUGUCAUCCAUGUUUAAACUUUAAUUUUAACGUAAACUACACGAUUUAAAUCAUAUUCUAAAUAAAGUAAUUUUAGCUUUUAUAUUAUGUUGCCUACUAUAGUUAAGCCAAAACAGUUGAUGCUUUUUUUUUGGAGGAGGAGUUAUUAAUUUCAAACAAAUUUCUAAGCACGUAUUAGAUUAACAAAUCUCAAACAUCGGGGGAGGGAGAAGUUAACCCUUCCUUGGGUUUACCUCUACUAAUAUAAUAUAUUACAUUAUAAACCUGGUUUAUAAAAUAAAAUACAAAUUUUAGGAGGGCCCAGUCAGUGUUGCGCAAAGAUAACUAAAAAUUUAUCUAAAUAAAGAUAAAAGAUAAUUAGAUAAAAUUUACCUAGAUAGGGAUAAAAGAUAAAACACUAUUUAUCUAGAUAAAAAAAGAUAAAAUUGUUUUAAUUGUAUUAAUUAAUCUACAAAUUUUUUUUCAAUUUAUACUAGAUUCUACAAUCUACAAUUUCUAUUAGAAUUUAGGAAUAACAUAAACAAGCGACCCGGAUAAUAUUAUUACCUAUUACUUUAUAUUUUUAAUUUUGUUCUCUAUUUGUACGAGGUUGGUUUACCAAUGAGAUGUGAGUUUUAAUUUUCAAGUUCAAUUUUUGAUUUCUCGUAUAGAUGUAUAUAUUUAUUUAUCUAAAUAAAUUACGUUAGAUAACUCUAUUAUUCAUCUAAAAUAAUUUAUCUGAUAACUAUUUUUUUUUUUUUUUACUUUCUAGGCAAGAUAAAAGAUAAUUAAUUAUUUAGCCAGAUAAUUUAUUUAGAUAGUGCUCAACACUGGGCUCAUUUCCCAUAACUCUAUCAAUCUCCGCUUAAGAUCUUUUUAUAAGUAUGUAUAUAAAAUAGAUGUUUUGAGGCCCGAAUAUAAGGAGUGAAAUCUGUGGUCAAUUUCGCUCGGUCUUAACACUAUACUUGUAAUAAUGUGUAUUAUCAACAUUGCCGCCCGACGUAUUGCUACGCCAAUUUUAUGAAAACUGCUUUAAACUUUAAUACUAUUGAAUAGAUGCCAACGUUUUCAAUCAUUAUCCGGCAAUAAUAUAAUUAGGUAGGUAUAUAUAAUAACAUAUGCCCCCACUGUAUUAAAACAUGUUAUAAAUAUAUUAUAUGUAUGUAUGUAUGUAUGUAUGUAUAAAAAUAUAUAUAUAUAUAUAUAUUUAUAUUUAUUUAAUUAUAUUAUACGAUAUCAUGCUAAGUAAUUUUACUUUUAUGAAAAUCCAUUAAGUUCAAAACCAUUUGUGUAGAAAUGAAAUUUGUGUGCACCUUUAUUUUUAUUUUUUAUUUAUUUAUUUUUUUUAAGUUAAAUUUAUUAGGGCACUUUCAAAGUGAUAUUUGUUUAAAAAAAAAAAAAAAAAAAAAAAAAAAAACAAAGUUUUCCAUAUAUAUUUUAAAUAUAAUAUGCCGUAACUUUAUUCUAUGCGAAAAACAAAAGAUAACAUGCGUUUUACAAUGGAAUAUCAUCGUUGUUAUAAAAAAAAAAAAAAACGAAAAAAAAACCGUUUAAAGUUAUUUAUUUCGUUGUUAAAAAUAUUUCACUAACUCGUUCCAAAACUUUGUUUCGGUUUAUAAUAUUAUUUAGUAUAUGUGACAAGUCGGUUUCUCUGUUUUAAGUGUAAUAUUUUUUUGUUUCCACAAACUCUAUAGCUGUUAUAAUAUUCGUGACCGCAUUUACAUUAAUAUUCAUAAUAGUUAAAGACAAAUUCACACCAACAACCAAUAUAAUAAACGUACCUGCUAUAAUAACAAGAGAAAUAUACACGUAUAUUAAAAAGAAAGAAAAAAUCAUUCCUCGCUUUCAGAAAAAUUUUGCUGGGUUUCGUAUAGAAAAAAAAAUCAUUACUUAACUAGGUACCCAUUCUCUGGUGUGUGUCAGAUGUUUCGGCUAUUCAUACGGAAACAGACAAAAAAAAGUCCAUAUAUAAAUGCUUUUGUUGGUUUUAUUGAAAUGCAUUUAUUUUUUUUUAUUAUUAUAUCAAUAUAUUAUGACUGUCACCUGCCUCACUGUUUUUUAAUCUGUAAUUCUCUGCGCCUCGGAUGUGUAUCUAUGACGAUAAUAAAUAAUAUUAUUGUCCGACAACUUAUUUUAUUUUGCAUGCUUUUUGUACGAUCCGCUAUUACAAUGUAUAUUUUAUUUGCACGUCUAUUAUUAUACAUUACUAUUAUGUUGUUUUACGCUUCAAUAUCUCCACGCAUCAUUUAAACGCUCGUUUCCACCAUGAUUUUAUUAUUAUUAUUAUUAAAAUGCUUUUUGCCGUUGCAAAUUGGUUUUCGACGGCCAGAGGCCAAUAAUAUUAUUGCAUUUUUGAAUGAAUUUUGGUUACACGCAUGCUACUUUGUGAUUUGUUUAAUGUAUAUAAGUAAUAUAUAUUAUGUUAUUAAUUUAAAAAAAAAAGAAAAUCACGCGCCUCCCGGGCGAAACUAUACACGGCGGCGGACAAACGCGUUUUGUAAUAUUAUUCGCCCGGGAUUCGCUCAGAGACGAUGAUAGACACCAACCGCGAUGAUUAAAUCGGUGCACGUUUUCGUGUUUACGGGGCCGGGGGACCGGUGUAAAAAGUCGUUCCUGACGUCUAAUAUAUGAAAAAUAUGUAAAUUCAAAAAAAAAAAAAGUUUUAAUUAUAAUAAUAGAUGGUGUCCACCUAUAUAAUAUUAUAUUACAUUUUUACUCGACACGCAGUCCGAAAUAUUCGCAAAACGUUUCAGGCAUAGGCAGUGGCGUGCUCAGCAAUGUUCAACGGGACAGGAUACAGAAAAAAUAAUGAUUGUGAAUAAAUCGUAAGAAUCUUCUUUACCCAACUGCAGGCAAAUCAAAAGCCAAUUUUCCUUGGCCAAAAUACGUACAUUAUACAUUUCAAGAUUAAAUUACUAAAUAAAUAAAUAUAAUUGCUAUAACUUUAAGCCAAUGGGGAGGAGAAAGAAUAUAACUCACAACCUUCCUGCUAUUGUGCACGCCACUGGGCAAAAGUAUACUACAAUAGCAUUGUUUUUCCGUUAGAUUUUAUUAUUUUACCGCGUUUUUAAAACGAAAGUACAAUAAUGUAGUUCCUGCCUCCUAUCUGUUCGAUAUUAUAUAAUAAAUAUAUAUAUAACCACUCUCGGAAUACACUUUAUUCUUUUAAUAAUACAGAAUGAUCCAUUUACCAUGAAUCGGCGAUUUUCUCGAGGGACGUUAAGCGAAUUUAAUUUCUGGUCAUUAUAUGGAUCAGUUUAAGCUUUAUUUUAACGCUAUUUUAAAUCACCCCUACUCGUCACACCUAAAAUACAUGUUCAAUUUUUACAUUUUCAAAUAGAAACCUCUCUACUUUUGAAACACAGAUUUGAAUAGAAAAUAUUGUGUUGUACAUUUCGGUAUGCAUUCCACUAGUAUCGGAUUUACCAUUUAUAACAAUUUAAAAUUUAGACUGGGUGAAUAAAAAGAGGUAUAAUAACCUAACCUGGUAAUAGAUAAUGACGAUUAAAUGUACCGUUUAAACUAGUUCGUAUUAUCAAUUUUCAGAUGAUAAAUUUGUUACCCUUCCUUACUCCUCUGAUUUAAACUUUAAACUGUUAUAAAUUUAAAAAAAUUAUUUCUAUUUUCAAAAUUGAGGAUUGCUAUUUUACGAUCUUAAAUAUAUAAUAUACUCAUUUAAGAGAGUAGGAUUGAAAAAUUGAAAAUAGAAUCAAAAUAAAGCUCGAACGAUUCCAAAAUGAUUGAAAAAAAAAACAGAUGUCAAAUUCACUUCAAAUUCUCCAAAGUGACUGCUGGUUUAUGAUAAAUGAAUCAUUCUGUGUACCAGUGUUAUGUGUACGUCUAUACGUUAUCGUCCCGUGAAUGCGCUAUAAAGUGCACGAAACAUUGUUGUCAGACGUGUGCGAAUAUUUUACACCCUCGUAACCCCGGCCUCGAAUGUGUUGUUGUCGCCUCACAUGAAUAAAAAAAAAAAAAAUUUUUUAUUAUAUAAUAUUUCUAAACGUGUGUUUUGUGUGUUAGGAAUACAGUGUGCAACUGACAUUUCGUGAACAAUGGAUGGACGAGAGACUCAAAUUCAACGAUUACAACGGUAAAUACAAUAAUAAUAAUAAUGGAAAUCACUAGAAAAACGAUGCCCACCGCUAAAAGCGAACCCGUUGAAAUAGAUACUUGUAUACAGUUGUGUCUGUUCUCGUGCAGUCCGACACACUAAUGGUUAAUGGUUUAUAAAGGUCACCACACAAUACAGGGUGUGCCACGAAGAUUCGAAGAAUUAAUAAUUUUUUAUGUAAUAAUUAAGUACCUACUAAUACCUCGUGCUAUAAUUCUUUCUAUUUUUUUUACAUUAGCCUAGAGAGCCAUUUUAGAAAUAUUAUUUUGAAAUAAAAUGUUGGUGUUCUAAAUACUUACUAAUAAUGAAUUGUUAAGUUUUUAGAGUUUUUUUAAGUUUACAAAAAUUAUUUUUUAUAAAAAAUUCGUGAAUCGAUUGAUAUUAUUUAAUAGCAGUUAUGAAAACAAUUUGAAUUAUCUUAAAAGUCAAUAAAUAAUAUCAAUCGAUUUACUAAUUUGUUCACCGAAAACAAUUUUGUUCGUGAAACUUUUAAACUUCAAAAGAUUGUAAAAACUUAACGAUUCUAGCUGGUAGUACGAUAGUAAACAUCUGAAAAACAAGUAUUUUGUUUCAAAAUAUAUUUAUAAACGGAUAUUGGAUAUUGUCAUCCUAGACUUUUUUAAAAAUUUUUUAGAAAUUUCAGAUUCUGAAUGUAGCGAAGAAUGUAUUGGUUUUACUAAUAUGUUUAUUUUUUUAUACUGUGUACAAAAAUUCUACCAGAAAUCUUGCUCAGAUAUUUAUGCACGGCAUCAUUUCUGAAAAAAAAUAUUGUCCAGAUGGUAUUUUCAAGUGGUCAUUUUUUUAGUUUUCCAUGUGGUUUUCAUAAUAUCAGGGAAAAACCAGGAUAAAACGUAAAAAAUACGGGAAAUUCUCAAAAAUAAUGGUUUUAUUAUUUUUCAAUUUUUCAAUUAUUUGUUGUAAUUCAGUUAAAAAUACUUGUAAAGACUUGAAAUUUGAACAGAAAUAUUUUUAUAAAUUUAUAUUUGCUUUUUCUAGACGUGGUAAAUUUUCAAAUAAUUUAAGCCAUUUUUGAGCUAUUUAUAGACAUUUUAAUUUUGUGAAUUUUGUACGUAAUUUUUCUUCGGUACGUACUCUUUGGUAAAAUUGUUAGACUUAACAAAAAUGCUUGAAAAUUUAACAAGAGUUCAUUAAGAGUCGUACUUUGUGGUGAAAAAAAAAAUCAAGUUUAAUGUACUAUUUUUUUUUAUAAGGGAAUUUUAAUAUCAGAUUUUAACGAAAAUUGUUUGAGUAAAAAAUUAUAUGGAACAAAUCUAAUUUUUCAAUUAUUUUUUUUUGAACAUAUGCAUAUUGCCGAUUUAAGAACGAUGGUGAAGUCAGAAUUGAGCGGAUUAAGUUUCGAAAUUAUUGCUUUUUAAUGUUCUGAUAUUUGCGAUUAUUAUGUUAAAUAACUAAAUAUUGUCUUCUCUAAAGUUUGUUUGUCGUAGUUAAAUAACUAUUUUCAUCUUAGGGUUCGCGAGUUCGAACUCGUGUUUCAAAUAAAAAUUAUUUGUAUUUUUUUCUCUUCUACCUAAACGGGUAAAAACCAAAUGCAUUUUGGGUAUACGUAGGACCUAAGCCAUCUCUUGCUCGGAUUAUUUUAAUCGAAAAAUACCCCUCGAUUUGUUGUACAAACUUUUCUACCAAACAUCUUGCUCCGAUUUAUUAAGUGUGGCUUAUUUUCUGAAAGGAAAUUUUAUCACCAUGGUAACUUGAGGAGGUCAUUUUUUGUUUAUCCCAGGAGUUUUUCCAAUAAAUGAGAAAAAACCGGAAGAAAACGUGGGAAAACCGUGAAAAACGCAAGAGAAAUGGGAAAAUCGGUAGAAUAUUAAACACAUAUUAUUAAAGAAAAUGUAUAAUGCCUAUUUAAUUAUUUUACUACAAUAUGACACAUAUAUGUUGACAAAGCAUCACUAUAAACUGAACUACGCUCAGAAUCAUUUUUUCAUUAGUAAUAGUUUAUCGUUACUUACAGAUGUACAUUAAAUUACUUAUAACAGUGGCUGCACCCGACCCCAUUAUCCAAGGACGUCUUUUUUAUAUUUAGUUUGAAAAAAUGUAAAAUAAUGAAAGUAUAGCGCAAGACUUUGGUUAUAAAUUUAAAAAAAAAAAAAUAUUGAACAGAACAAAAGUUAUUGCAUUUGUUAAAUCUUCGUGGGACAUUUCUUUAUAAUGAUUUAUAACAUAGUCAAAUACGUAACGAUUCGCUAACAUUUAUUGUGCAAUAGUUAUUUACGAUUCUACGGAUAUUUGUUAGGCAAUGACGUAAUUUAAAUAUUCAAUAGACUGAUAUAUUAAUUAUCUAUUGUAUUUUAAAACUUAAAAAACCAUGAAAAAUGGCCGGAAGAUUGGAUAAUUGAAAAUUUGACAACGUGGAGUACUUAUCUGUGUGAGGGCAUACAAAUAAUACCUAUAAAUACAUUUUGAGAUAUUUUGAAAUUUUUUCUCAGACUCGAGAAUAUAAUAUCAAUGUCAAAAAUAUCGAACCUUACCUUGGGUUAAGAUAAGAGUAAAAAUUUAACCAGGCUAAAUGUCCAAAAUUAAACGCCCCACACCUCCAAAUUACACUAAUGUUGGCUUUUUGACAUUCCGAAAUCAAUUUUUCUUCAAUUAUAUCCACUUCGAUUCAUAUAGAUGAAUAAUGUUAUAACUUAUAAUACGCGUCCUGGAAAUGAAAACAAUGACACCUUUAUUAUUGUAUCAAUUUGUUUUUAUAGACUUCUCCAUGACACGCGUAACAUCUAAAAAACACGAAAUAAUUAUGUUAUUUUUUUUUUGCAAUGUAUGAUAAAUUAAAACACUAGACUUCAUAAUAUACUACAAAUUUUGAAUGUCAAUACAAUCCAAUUUUGUUUCCGUGUUUGGUUAGGUAAAAUGAAAUACCUAACUCUGACCGAAGCCAACCGAGUGUGGAUGCCCGACUUGUUUUUCUCUAACGAGAAGGAAGGCCAUUUUCAUAACAUAAUCAUGCCAAACGUUUACAUCAGAAUAUUCCCCAACGGAUUAGUACUGUACAGUAUAAGGUUAGAAUGCCGAUGGCGCCGAAUGAAAACAAAACCGUAAUACAAUGUAACGUGAUUUUAUUAUUUAUUCAGGAUAUCUCUCACCCUGUCGUGUCCGAUGAAUCUCAAAUUAUACCCGCUGGAUCGUCAGACGUGUUCACUCCGAAUGGUCAGCUGUAAGUCUCAACUAAUAAUAAUACAAAUAUAAUUCAGUUGUCUUCUUGUGUUUCAACAAAUAAAUCACACGUGCUUUGAAUAUUGUUUGUCCAUCAUACAUAGACGGUUGGACGACUGACGAUUUAGUAUUCUUAUGGAAAGAAGGCGAUCCCGUUCAAGUGGUGAAAAAUUUGCACUUGCCCAGAUUUACUUUAGAAAAAUUUCUCACGGAUUACUGUAACAGUAAAACUAACACAGGUACGUCGUAUAAAGCGUUCAAAUAAAUAAUAAGCAUACAAUUUUUUAAUUUUACAGUAAUCGGAAGUUAACUAAAUUCAUAUAAUAAUGCGUUAGGUUAUAGAAUAACGUUUGUAUUCUAUUUUGAUAAAUAAAAAAAAAAAUAACAUUAACCCUUAACCAGUAUUCAUUAUAAUAUACAAAUAUGCUACGUAUAGAUUAUAUACAUUUAAAAAGUAUACAACGUUCAAGAAGUAUAUACGGGCACUUAGUUGAAGUACAACGACAACAUGUUAUUAUUAUGCCAGGGAAAAAUGUGUUUCUAAUAUUUUUAUUUUUAUUUGUUGCUAUUAUUUAUGUACCUACGUUAUCUGACAGGUUUGAAUUUACAUAUUAUAUUGUGUAUCUCGUCUAUGUCAGCGAUACAAAACAUGAUAAAAUAUUAUUGUAUAAUUUCCAUUACAUCAAAAAACUCGAUUGGUUUUUUUUUUUUUUUCGGAGUAUAAUAUUGCGUAAACACCACUACAUUUAAUUAUCAUGUCUGCCUCUCCUGCGCACAACAUUACAUACAAUCUGAACAGUUUAAAAUAAUUGAGGUUAUUUUUAAAAAAUACCUAAUUUUGUUCCAUUUAGGGCAAUAAUUCGUAACACAUACAACUAUAAAUAAUUGAAUACGACUUAAGGUAUAGCUUCGCGCAGUACAAACGCGUGUAGCCUCAUUAAUAUCCAACGGUUAAUCGUUGAUUAAUAGUUUCGAGUAUAACACCACAACUGUAAAAUAUAGUAUGCAAAUACGAGGAAAUUGAAUGAGUAAUUUGAUUUGGAAAAAUGAUAGAGAAUAGAUUAAUACGGUGUGGGCAUGUUGAAAGAAGAAGAAAUAGUGAUUGGUUAGAUAAAUAUACGGUAAUAAAGAUGAGUGAGAUGAAAUUUAUGGAUGGAACCUAUUGGAAACUAAGAAAUAUGUGCAAGCUAAAACAGGGUGACUAGAGAUUAUCCGAGAAGAUUUGUGUGAAGUAUAGUACAUACAUUAUGAGGUAGAGACAUGGACAUUGUUUAAAGUGGAAAGAAAAAAGAUCAAAACAUUAAAAACAAAUGGCGCUGAAGAAGAAUGCAGCAAAUGCUUUGGACAAAAAAAGUUCAAAAUAAAAUGAAUGAAUGAACGGGCAAUAAGAAUGAAUGAACGAAAAUUAAUAUUGAAACCAAUCAAGGAAAAAAGAAAAAAGUGAAUUGGACACAUAAUGAUAAACAAUGAAUAACGACAAUAAUGGAAGAAAAGUUAGUGGGAAAAGAUGGAAGAGGUAUAGAUCAAGAACUCUAAUUAUAAAAUAAAUUGUUCAAGGCUUAGGAAAAAUCACUUAUAAAGAACUGAAAGUAGCUGUGGUGGAUAUGGACGAGUGGAGGUCUGUCCAGUUCACUAAACGAAUCUGAGAAUUUAAAAAAAAAUAAAAUAAAAUAAUCCAGGACAGGUUCAAUUAAGUUAUAGUAUAUGCAAUUUAAUUGUAUUUAAGAUUUGUAUUUAAAUAUGUACGAUUUUGCGUACCCAUCAUUAUAAUAUAAUUUUCCACCUUAUACAAGAUUACUAAAUUAAGGCUUACGAACUAAAUUUCUCAAACAUAUUUUUUCUUUCUUUUUUUCCAUAUUUAUGUUAAAUUAUUUAAUAUCGACGAGAAACGCAAAUUUUCGAUGGUAUUUUAUAUUUGACUGAUAAACUGUUCGAUCAGAUAUUUCGAUCACUUUUUUCCACUUGCACACUAGGCCACACAAUUUUCAUGACCAGGUCGCCCAAUACAAAGUGUACGGUAUACCGUGUACCUUGUAUCGGUAUACCAUUGUAAUACCAACGAAAAAAUAAUAACCAAUGUAACAUUAUUCUGGCAAUGUUCCCGCAGGAGAGUACAGUUGUCUGAAAGUGGAUUUGCUGUUCAAACGAGAGUUCAGUUACUAUCUGAUCCAGAUCUACAUUCCGUGUUGCAUGCUGGUCAUCGUGUCAUGGGUGUCGUUCUGGCUGGACCAGAGCGCGGUGCCGGCGCGCGUGUCGCUGGGCGUCACCACGCUGCUGACGAUGGCCACGCAGACGUCCGGUAUCAACGCGUCCCUGCCACCCGUCUCCUACACCAAAGCCAUCGACGUGUGGACGGGAGUAUGCCUGACGUUCGUGUUUGGGGCCCUGCUUGAGUUCGCCCUGGUCAACUACGCGGCCCGUUCGGACAGCCAUCGCGACGAAAUGAGCAAAAAGUGUGAUUUGGAGCGCACUGUAUCGUUGGACGUGGGCGACUACGAGGACAAUCCGAAUAAUACAUUCAAUAUGGUGAGAUCGAAUAGUACGGUGAGCAUUGACCGAGCGCGGAGAACUGGCGGGUUCGAAGCGCUUCAUUUACUUUCCAGCUUUUUAACUUUUAAUUUUUUUUUUUUUUUUUUGAUUUUAUUAUUUUAUAAUUAUUAUUUUUUUAUUAAGUACGUAAAAACAAAACAAAACAAAACAAAAAAAAAGCAACAAAAUCACGAUAAAACGAUAUUAUUAUUGCAUUUGAUAUAACAAUAGAAAAUAACACAUUUCUACAUUUUAAUUAUAUCGAACUAAUAUUAGGUAGGUUUAUUACCUUGUUUUUUUUUUUUUUUUUAAUAUUAAAUUAUCGACCGAUUUUAUUGUAAUAUUUUGCCAAGGACUAGUAACUACUUAGUUUAUAAUUAUUUCGUUAGUCCAAGAUUAUAAUAAUAAUAAAAGCAUUCAAACGUUAUAGUACGGUGCACUACACAUCAGGGAUGAAUUGGCUCCCUCCCCCCCCCCUCAUGUCUCAUUCACUCUUCAAUUUCCUCUUAGUCCCGUUAUUAUCUUAGUUUGAUUCAUUAUCGAGCUCGUCAUCAGUGUGCGCCUUAUAUAAAUUAUUAAAAUCGCCUCCCCCGGUAUCUUAAUUGUACUGGAUCCAUCCUCGCUACACAGUCGCCAAUAGUAUUGUUAUUUAUGAUGCAUUUUCUCCCGUUAUCGUUCCUAACUUUAUUCGAUAUUAUUAAGAAUACGCACCAAAAAGUCGAGAUGAAAGUCGAUUCUUGUUGUCGAGAAUUUCUCAAAACCCUCCGAUCCGUGUAUGUGACAAAAUACAAAUACCUUAAAUACAUUGUUCCUCCCCCGCGGACAAAACACACCUGCAUAAUACGGUACACCGAAUAGACCAAUUAUACUAAAAUGUACGAUAAAACUGUUUUCGAAACAAAAUAAAAAUCAGAGAAUCGAAUUCUCUUCGGUUAUUAUUAAAUUAAUCAUUAUGAAUGUUAUAAAAAUGCAGUAAGAGAUAAACAAAUAAUUAUAUAGCUGAUUUGCAGUGAUUAUAACGUGUAUAUAUCUAUAACUUAUAUGUAACGUAUCGAAUUCAAAAUUAUAGUAGAAAGAACGGUAAUUUUCUGAUGUACAAUUUUUUAUCUAUACACAUGUAUACAAUAAUUUCCAUAAAAAAAAAAAAACAAAAAAUAGAUCAAACACUAGUGUAAUGCUCGAGCACAUAUUAUUAUAUUUUAUUAUACUGUUGUAAUAAUUGUUUUUGUCUUAUUUUGCUGAUUGGUCCAACCUAUUAAUAAACAUAGAAACAAUCAGUGCAAUUUUGUGAAAUAUAGGCAUAACUACUACUACUAAUAUAUAAUGUAUGUAUGCUCUUGGUUAUGUUAGUUCGAGUUUAGAAUAUUUUUAUUGAUAUAUUGUAGUGCAGCAUGCACAUAUAAAUUUAUAUGAUUUAAUUUUUAUGUCCUGAAUCGAAAUUCACCACGUUAUAUCAUUAUGAUUUAUAUAUUGCCCUGAAUAUUUGCCAGUUUAUUUUGUUUGCAUUUACUAUGGUAUAUCGCGUCGUACUUGCAAAAUUUUAAUUUUUUUUUUUUUUUUCAUAUAUAUAUAUAUUUUAUUUUUACAAAAUAUAAUUUAAUUUAAAUAUUUAUUCAUUUUUUCGUUUAUUUACAAACGAAUUUUAUUUAUUAUUUAUUAUUGUUAUUAUUUAUCAAAUGAAAAGCUGGGAAUCAAUGUUUGCAUUAUCCGCAUGAUGGUCUGCAUCCUUUAUAAGUUAAAACAGUUUCUAUAUUAUGUCACCUAUACGCCUCCUCGCGAAAAUAAUAUGUUAUCAAUAAUAACUGUUAUUGAAAUAUAGUUCUGCGUUUUUUUUUUUUUAUUAUUAGGGGCCUGGUACCAACGCUUUUUUCCUCAAAAACGUGAUGUCUUACGGGAAAAAUUCUCAAAAAAUGUUAACAUUUAUUUUUUUAAUUGAAAAGAGGAAGACUACCUACAGUCCACGUAGGACUGUAUUUCUAUAUUUCAAUCUCAAACUUUAUAAUGUCAUUUAUUAUUUUUUUUAAAUUUUAAAAAAUCGGAAAAAAUGUGAAAAACCGGCAUCGGGCCCUUUAAUAUAAUAUUAUUAAAAAACGAUGCAGUAUAACCUACAUAUUUAGCUUAUCGAUGUAAUUAUUUUACAAAAAGGAAAAUUAAAAUUUAACCGUUUUGAUCGUCUCGUUACAAUAUUCCACGUUAACUAUUAUUAAAAAAAUUAAUAAUAAUCCUUUUUGCUUUUUUCAAUUGCGAGGAGCGCGAGUAUUGCCCACGAAAACAAUCUGGUUAAUGCGAAAGCUUGACACUAGCCCGAUUGUUUUUUUUUUGCCAAUCGUACCUAUAAUAUAUUAUUAUAAUAUUAUAGUUGACGAAAAGUGCAUAUUAUAAAAUAUUUACUUACGUUUUCAAUACCUAUGUACCUGUAAUAUAAUAUUUUGUUGUUUUCCUUUAAAACGCGACCAACCACCGCCCUUUAUUCAAUGGCGGAUCAAAAGACAAGUGCCAUCCUUAAUUUUAUCAAUAACUAUGCCUAUUUUAUUUUCUGUGCGUUGCGAUGAAUGCAAUUUUCACGUUAAAUCGGAUAAUACAACCUGCAGAAUCAAAAUCGUGCAUUUACUUUUUGAGUUGUUAACGAUAAACCAAUAAAUGCGUAGUCAAAAACCACACAUUUCGUAAAAAAAAAAAAAAUGAAAAUUACACUUUAGCCCCCUAGCCCCCUAAAAAUCCGCCUAUGAUAAGUGCUCUGACCGUAAAUGGCUUGUCGGAUCCGCCCUUGUCCAUAUUCACGGCGGUGAUGCGUCCGCGAUGGACCUCGCGAUACUUUAAUCCGCACCGUGUUUCCAGAAGCCGUUGAUGCGUCCCGAGUUGAUGAUGUCUAGGGACAAAAUGAGCCAGAUCAUCCAUCAAACGCCUCCGAUGGAGAAGACUUCGUGCUGGAAAUCGUGGAUGUCCAAGUUCCCGUCCAGGUCCAAGCGCAUCGACGUCAUAUCCCGCAUACUGUUCCCGAUGGUGUUCGCCAUGUUCAACAUGUCCUACUGGUCCACGUACCUGUUCCGCGAAGGCGAGGACGAAGACAAGUAA
Molecule: messenger RNA, 53315 nt
Organism: Cinara cedri
Lineage: Eukaryota; Metazoa; Arthropoda; Insecta; Hemiptera; Aphididae
Source: the annotation of a GenBank genome assembly